Messenger RNA from Porites lobata, 50246 nucleotides. Lineage: Eukaryota; Metazoa; Cnidaria; Anthozoa; Scleractinia; Poritidae. The record is from the annotation of a GenBank genome assembly.
AUGAUAUUUCUACCCCAUACAAACACUGUAAUUUUACUGGAACCGUACUGUGGUACCAUCACAGAGCCUGGGUUACCUGUGCGACAUUAGGGACUUUGAUACAACGACGCGACGACGGUGAGAACGUCGCUUAAAAAGUGAAUUUGCGUUCUUUCAGUCUAUAUCGCAAUUACUCCUGCCCACUUACAUUGUCAAAUGUAGGCGAACCCUCCUGGAGUUGAAUCCCUAGGCACCAUAUCCAAGUACAGUAAGAGAAAUGAAAUUUCGUCGUUGCUUGUUUACGUCCUCCGUAAAACGCGAAAUUAGGCAUUUUCACGUCGUAGUCGUGCAAAACCGGGCAGAGAAAUGUACAAAAAGCAUGGUGCACGUGCAAAGUUGUUGUUUUGCUAAUCAAACCUAUUGUCUGUUUGACGUUCUCGUUACCGUCCGAGUCGUUGGAUCUUAAAGUCCCUAUUGUUUCGAAUGGUCACAACAUUGUUCCAACAUUGCAACGCUGUGUUGCGCUAAAAAUCGUCUUUGCGAAUCGUCCCGUGUAACAUCACCUUUAGAGCGAAAAUCCUCGCGUAAUAUAUACUGACUGAUCAAAGAUAAUGAUCAGCAACAAAGACUUCUUUAAAAGAAAAUGAAUACUAACUCCUUAUCAGAAAGUUAAUUUAAAAUUGAUAACCUUGUUGUUCUUUUUUUACCGUAUUUAUUGGGCUAUAAGCCGAGCGAUUUUUAAUAUUUUUACACAAAUUAAACUGAAGUUUAUAAUCGAAAUUUGAGCCCUAGAAGGGGUCUCGGUAGUUUCUUUUAGCACUGUAAUAAUUUAACGAUUAAUUUAGCUAUUUUAUUGUUUUAAUUAGUAUGCUUUUGUAGUAUCGCAGUUAUGGUUAAUAUCAAUAAAUAAAUAGAUAAAUAAAUAAUAAUUCCUUUCAAUGGUUCCGAACGCCUUCCCCAUCAAAAGGACCUCUUUACUGCUGCCUAUUAAAGCCGGCUUCUGCUUCCGCAAGUGAGGAUUUUUAGCCCUUCAGUUACAACCAUUACAGUUUGCAUUUACUUGAAAAUAAAGACAGCAUAAUUUUUAAGGCAAUAGGACAAUUGCACGAUGACGUCAUUUGACUACAACUACCAGAAUCCUUGAGUUUGUUGUUUUCUUAUGCAAAUUAAGGCUAUUGUUCUGUAAUCCUCAGCGGGAUUGACAAAUUUAAAUAACAAAGCAAAACCGAAAUGAAUUGUGGUAGUUGUAGUCAAAUAUCGUCAUCGUGCAAUUGUCCUAUUGGAACAUUGCUGCCUUCACUGAACAUUACUCCCUUCAAAUACUAGAAGUGCCUCCCUUUGCAUUGGCGCCCCACUCUUGACUCAGAAAUUUAAAUAAGCAACCCGGGCGCUUAUUCAAGCAUUUACGAAGCCGACUUUUAAAAUCACAGGAGCUUCAAUAAGUGAAUGCACAAAAAUACUUAAAUAGUUGCUUUAAACCAGCCUAGUCCCCAGGCGUUUUCGGCUCGGUCAUUCCUGGACUCUACCAUGAUCUGUGACGUCACUGAGAGAUACUCGCCGAGAACGCCGUUCUCUCGCCCACUCUCUCUCAGACUUCACGCGAACAACGGAUCAAGAGAGAACGCCUAGGGACUAGACUGGCUUUAAUCAUAAACAUAUAGAAAAGAAACUUAAUCAUAUGUUCACUACUAGAGUAGCCCAAUGUCAUUCCUGAUAAAAGGAGAGAUUUUCCACAAACAUCUCGGAAGCUGGGCAAAGUCCCUUAUGUAAUUCUACAGCUUAAAAUUAUACCUACAAAAAUUACUGUAUUAACUUUAAUCAUGAAUGUAUUUUUUAUGCCUUAACUUUAUGUACCUAUAUAUUGACUGAGUGGGAGGGCCGGACAGGAAUAUAUUUGGCUCGAGACCUGGGCGUCUUGGAAGAGAACCAAAUACUUUCCCGUCCGGCCCAACCUAACUCAGACAAAACGUUUUAUUCUACAUCAGACUCACUAUGAAAAAUCUGAUUGGUCGAGAGCAUUCAAUCAAUUCACAAUAGCUUGAGAACUUGAUAUGAUAAAUGCAAUAUCUGCUGCAGAUCAUUUGCAUUUAUCAUGUCAAGUUCAACGUCUGCCUGGUUACCAAGCCCCUUGGAGUGUUCUCCUCAGAAACAGAAUGGCUGAACGCUUAGCUUCUGUUUCUGAGGAUGAAUUAUGUCGAUUUUUCUAUUUUAAUGUAUACUUUAUUCAGACAAAGGCCAUGAUAUCAUGAAUUAUCAAAACCUCGUGUCUGUAUUAUCUGCCUCAGCCUUCGGCUUCGGCAGAUAACACAGACCUCUGUUUUGAUAAUUCAUGAUAUCAAGCUCAACCUCAUCCAAUAAUUGUUUAUUAUCACAUUUUUUUAUCACAUUUUUUCCACGCUUUUUUUUCUUUUUUCCAGCCCUAUAACUUAACGCCUAUGGCCCUCAAACGGGACUUUUUUUCAUUUGGUUUUCCAAUUUUCGUUUCAUUUUUAAAAAACCCUCUCGGAAGUGGGACGCUAACAGUAUUUACACAGAGCCCAGCCUCGUAAGUUUGUAAAUCCCUCUCUUUGAAGAGAAUUUCUGUAGCCUAAAUUGCAGUCCUAAAACUGAAAUUAGUAUGUGUAAUCAAAUGGUGACGAGUGAAAUUAGGAUUUGGACAAAACGCAGGUGAAAUUAUUCCCUAAUUUCACGAGUAUACCAUUUGAUUACCUAUUAAUAUCAUGGGUGACGAAUUACGUUUAAUAGCAAUCGAGGAUUUUUGACUUGUUUAUCCUAGAUCGUAUCGAUCGAUCGUGAACUCCACUCUCUCAAACGUUUAGAGCUGAAAUUUGGCUUAAGUUUUCGGAAUUUUUCGACAACAUACCGCUAAGAAUCCUUCUUGAUGUGCUCUUUCGUGUGUUCAGGUUUUCUAAAGCGUCUUUUUAUGCCAUCUUCAUUCUGCAUUUCAUGACAUUUUCAAACUUCGUCGUCAUCUUGAAACGGAGACGUACGGUAGGUUGCCAUGGCAAUUUAGUAAUUUCACAUUAACGCUGAAAUUUCGCGCCAAAAUUAAGGAGUAAUUCGCCACCUAUGUAGAGAGUUUUAGAUUCGAGUUUACCGCGAACCUCUAACCACUGGAGGUCACGUGACAAGUCUUUCUCGUCACGUUUGAGGUUUACGACGUGCGUUUUCAACGUGGGGAGGUAGGUUUUCACGUAUGUCAUUUACCUGAAAGCUUUUAGCGUAUAAUUCUUGUCUUAUCCCACGUUAUGAUACAAAAAUCUUGUGGAGCAAGUCUUCAUCCAUUAACAGAGGCACAAAUUCGGACGAAAUGCUAAAUUUGAUAAAUCCUAUUGGAUCUUGAAAACAAGUGCCAUUCAUGGCUGCUGAUUCAAAAUGGCGGCCCUAAUCUAAUGCACCGCCAAUCUGAAUCGAAUUAUGUUUGAACGUCGAACCGCAAACGGGUAACCGCAAACUGCCGUUAGAGGUUCGCUGUAAACUCGGAUCUAAUUGCGCUCGUUUGAAAGUCUAACUUGUCAGAGUCGCACAUGUUACAGAAGUACUAACCCCGCACAUUUCAGUCAUGCUCUUUGAAUAAAGUCUUGAGUAAUGCAAAGUCAGUGUCCGACAGCCGAUAUUUCAAUGUUAUCUUUAGAAAGGAACUCAGUUUUAUCUGAGUUAACAUUUCAGUAUUUCGGACAUGAUUUUAAAACAUUGAAGUUUAAGAUCGCAGAAAACUCUAUACAGAUAAAUGUUUAUUCAGCCGUGCUACAAUUUGUUUUACCAAGAUUCAUAAGCAGUAAGAAGUUCUGAUCGUAUUAAACCUUAGAUGGGAAAACGAAAGCCGCUUAAACAUUACUUUCUUGAAGUUUCCGUUCUUAACGAACUUAGUGUAAACAUAAACUAGAAUCAGGAUAUUAGUAAUAUUCAGCACAAUAAACUAGAGCAAUAAGUGUUCUCAGCUGCUUUAACAUCCUUUAAUUUGCACGUGCUUGUUUUUAACUAGGAGGAUGUUAGUUGUCUAUUCUGCUGUGAAUGUAAUUUUAAGUUAAAAGACUUGCGAACAUAAUAUUUGAACAGUAUUAGCAUAUCCAAACCACAUAUAAGCGAGCUUGUACACGUACAAUUUGAAUUGCCUCUGCGAAUUACUUCGAACCAACAGAACUGAACUACUUCUGCACCUGUUAAGACAGAGCCAUGUUGAAUUACUUGAGUUGUCUACGAGUUAACUACGUGAGAAGAUUAAACACACUUGAAGAGUUCCAAUCCUACUGAAGUCCUUUCUGCUUUGCUCUACGGACGAGUUACUAACGACCCUGUACCUCUGGCGCGCAUUGUUUGUGACGUUGGCCACGCAGCUCAGCGAAGUGUUCUGCCGAGCUUUAGUCCCAUUCCGUCGCCCCGUCGAUUAUCCUUCUAUUUGUCCAGCGCAACGCCGCGCAUUUUAUGAGAGUUAAAGACGAAGAACACCCUAAAAACCUAAUGUCACAGUAGUCUCCGGGAAGCUCAAUGUUGACUUGACUAGAAACUCGAAGCAUACGAGAAAAACACAAUGCUACAUUGCAUUUCUUCCUUGAUAUGUAAACCAUAAGUUUGAAAAUCAAACCAUAGAAAGGCAUUGCUUUGCCAGUGAAAAUCAAACGUACAAAGGAACGGUGAUUCAUUCUUGGUGUUGAGUCUUUUUUAAGUCUCUUAAAGGUCAACAAAACCUACUUCUGAAAAUCUAAAACUGAAAACCCGAGUAGAAAACGUGCGAUUUUUGUCAUGGAGAACAUUUUUUUGCAGGAAAGUACAAUAUUCAAAGCACCAACCAAGUAAUAGGACUGUAACUUUACGCGAGUUUUCGAUUUCCCGCCAUCCGAUUUGAUGCAGCCCGCGCUACUAUCGUUGAGCGGAUUCAGCCAUGCGCGCGCAAAUUUCUCUCCUGUUAGCUUGAGUGUUUUGACUAUUUGAAAAGAAGUUAGGGCUAGGGAAAGGUGAUCUUGGAGGGAAAGACAGAUGGGAAAGAGAAAGAGGAAGGCCGAGAAGGUAAUGAGGAAGGGACAUACGGGAUGUUUCCUAUAUUUCCCUAACAGAAGUUAGAAAACUGGCAAUGGACAGAAACUGUUUCCGCUGUGCCGUCAAGGAUGCCACGUAAGUAGUUAAAGUAGUAGAUGUAGUAUAUAGCAAAGAAACUUGAUACAUUUUCAUUGCAUUGCGCAUUGUUUACAAGAGACAUGAGUUGUAAAAUAACAUAUCUAAAUAUUAUUAUUAUCUCGCAGUAAAAAACUUUGGGAUGCUGUACACAUUCCGUAGUCUUGAGCCAGUCAGUUUUUCAAAAGCUCCAAGGAAAUAGCCUGCGUUCAGCUUUUGCAUUACGAGUGAAUUAAAGUAUACACUGCAGAGUGCAGAUAUUUAGACUCUUUGACAAAUGAAACUCUUAGUAUCAAAAAAGUUGAACUCAAACGUUUUAAUUUGAAUAUCAGACCUUAAAACGUGUCUUUUGAUGUAACCUGUAAACCAUAGAAUCUCCAGAGUUUAGAUAGUACAGCAGUUUUUAGUUGUUAAAUAGGAAUUAUAACAAGCGUUAUAAGAUAAAACCGUUACAGUUUGAAAUUGGUAGCCACAAGAUUAAAGAAGAAGGUUCCUGUAUGCAGUAAUAUAAAGAAUAGUUAAUUUUACAGUUCAACGAAAGCUAUUUGGACUUAGGAUACUAAGUAAAUAUUUCAUGAAUUAUACAAACGGACGCACAGAAAACGAAUUCUCUAAUGUUGAUUUAGUCUACUAGCAACACUUUGUACGCCUUGCAAGGUGAUGAUGAUCCCAUGUGUACAGUAAAAAAAGGGCUGCCUUGAAUGGGACCUCGUAAGCGUAAGCUCAAUGUGUUAUCACCUCGCUUAGCACCUCAGGGACAUGGACUUGUGCACAAGUCGACUUUUUUGAACGACGAAGUCGCGGCCGAAAUGAUCGACGACCGAUGGCCGGUGACUCCAAAAAGCUGAUGUAGAACGUCCAGCAGGGACAGUGUAGACUGUCAUUCACAAAAUAUAACUUUUUCUCAUAAUGCGUCAGUUUUAAGCUCCACUACAGGAUCGCCUGUUUUUUACCGUACGCGAGAGCCUUUGCUCGUCUCGAGUUAUGAAAAUGAAAGACCCUUAUUACCUUCAUGGCUCAUUCUUUAUUACAAAUUAUGACUUUUUUACAUUUGGUACCGACUGCUUAUCACAUUUUUGACCUCAACGCAUGCACGCAAAUGAAAUCGGCUCCGAGACAAAGCACUACGUAAGUUAUUGUGGGGUAGGAGGCGGUAAGCGAAAUACUAAACAAAAGAAUUAGUGCGCAGCAAACAGCUGGGAAAAAAUUCCUUGAUAGACUUUCCAAAGUUUUCCACACAAAUCUUAGCAAUGCACACCAGAGAGCAGACGCUGGAGGGGAUGCUCAUGUGCUUAGAAUACAAUAGCCUCCUCCCUGGCUCCGCUCUGUUGAAAGGGGGUCUUCCCGCCCCUUAGUUCUUAUCAAUACCUGCAACCGCUUACCUUUCCAAUUCACAUGAAUGAAUGAGCCUGAAUUGGUGACAGAAAACAGACAAAUAAAUGCUUUGAACACAAUAUAUAGCAACGAAUCUUGACAUAUGCUCACUCCCCAGUAUCGCUACUUGAAAUACAAGAAAGUAUUAUUUUCAAAAGUAUCUUAUCUCAAUAUAAAUCCAUUACGCAGCCAUUUUCCUUAAAAGCGUUAACUACAUUCUGCGAAGGCAAUCGUGCCAUCUUUAAUAAACACUAAUAGUUUCAAAAAUAUUUUUCUAAAUAGGCUUAGUUUUAUACAAUUGUCAUUUCAUUGCAAAUCCUUAAGACACGUGCGUUGUAAAAUAUCAUGUAGUUUUUUGUCUUGUGAGUUAACAAAAGCAGUUAUUAUUUUCAUUAUUGUUAUGAUGAUGAUUGUGAUGAUGAAGCCGAUGAUGACGAUGAUGAUUAUUAUUAUUAUGAAAGAUAUCACUUGUGGUGGUGUAUGUUAGACUUUUACAAAGCGAUGUUUCGCUGCUGGUCUUCAUCAGGCGGUGAAAUGACUACUGGUAUCAUCGUGUUUGUACUGAUGCUGGAAAUUUUGUUGGGGAGGGGCUACGAAUGCUUACCGGUCGUUUCGUUACAAAGUCAGUUCGCUACAAGUGGUUUCGCUGCAUAUCGAAGUCGUUUAAUUUUGCAGCAGAGACUUUUAGUAUCGAUUUGCCAAAAACUUGGGUUUUAGCGAUGAUGUUAUAGAUGUUGUAGCUAAUUUUUUAUUUCAGUUAAUUUGUGUUUCUCCUUUGUUUUAAAUUCAUUAGCAUACAUUACUAUACCUAAAAACAACGGAAAAAUAAAAAUUAACUGAAACAAAGAAAUAACUACAGCAUACAUAUGGAUAAGGGAACACAAGCGAUGGGGGAAGCUGUAAGAAACCUCUCACUUGCGUUCCCCUCCCUAACAAAACUGCAAGCUACUCAGUUUACAGCGAUUGAUGCAUUACGAACGUCACUUAUAAGACGUCAACUUAAAUUUUUUUUUUUUUAACCAAGUUAUAAAGUCUAUUUACCCCUCUAGAAAGGUUGAGAAGUGGAUGUUUCGAGGGCUAGCCCUUCGUCAGAGCGAAUGGCUAAAUUUUGAAUUGAGCGAACCUCAGUUGUGAGGUCCGAAAUGCACCAGUCUGAGCUAACACGUUAGAUGUCACCAACGCCCGAUGAAACCCUUUCUGCGCGCAGUAAGCAAUGCCAUCAAAAUCAAAGCGACUGCUGUUGAUUAAUGAUGUAUUUCAUUUGAGAUAGGUCAGUUUGGAUAAUGUGAUAAAACAGCCAAAAGGACCACGCGCAUAGCAACUCUGAAGCCACAAUUAUACGAGAAAUAGUUGAUCUAACUUCUUCAUUUCUUUGCAAGAAACCACAUUUUCGAGACGCUGUUCGAUAGUCACCGGCCGCAAAACUGACAGCUUAGAAUAUUUCGUCUGAUCUAAACACCAGAAACAAAUGUUUUAGCCUACUGCUCGGAAUCUCUGAACAGAAAACGUCCAUAAAAGUGUCGUUGUACACCUUCCAUAAAUGAACGCGACACAUUUACAACAAAAGGGCUGCCGUGAAUGUGAGCACCACGUAAGCACACGUUCAACAUGUAAGAACCUGUCUCCGCAUCUUCAGGGACAGCGUAAGUAACCGAAAAUUUACCAUUCCCUUCCUCCUCUAUAACUCCUGUAGCCUGCUUGUUACCAAAUUUGUCUUCGAGCUCCACCAUAAAUAAGUCGCUACCCAGAGACCGCCGACGUUUUUGAGCGUCAUGAGCAUUGAUAGCAAAGGAGCUCUGCCUUCCCAAGAAUGCCAGAUCUAGCUCGAAAUAUGAGCAUCGGCGAGCAUCUGCACUGUUGGGUAUCAUUCGAAAUAUAAGGAAUUGUAUGGGAAAAAACCUAUCGUUUCUGUAACCUACGGAAAUGAAAGGAUUUCAAUAAGACAUAGCUUACCUUACAUAAAAUGUGUGUUACGUCUCUCCUGUGUGGUCCAAGGGCCGAUUUAUGGCCGUUUCAGUUAUAGGUUGAACUGUAAACGGUUUUCUCCCCCCCUUUUUUUUCAGGUUUUUUUUGUGGAGAGAAUAAAACCGACAGUCUGUAUCUCUUGCCGGAUCUCUAGCUAAUGAAGAGAUGCAAAUGCCAGACGUCACUUGAAGUGGCAAUCAAAACAAAACUGAAUACAGGGCUCUGUGUAAGGCUAAUUUUGUUAGCCGAAAUAUUGGCCUCAAAUAAAUCACCCCUUUGCCGUAUUGCCAGCCUUGCAUUCCUUUUUGUUCUCGACUAGGUUGUCAAAGGGGUACUGGUUCAGCAAACGGUACAGUAACACAUUCGUCACAAUCCAACUGAAUGACGCCAGUCGUAUAAUACUAUUCGAUUUCUUUGACGAUAUCCAGUCAGAUCGUUUCCAGCAAAUUAUACAGGUCAGCAACAGGUAAAAUUGUUCAAACAGUUCAGAACAAAGGGUCAGCAAUACGUACAAACGUGAAAACAGGUAAGCGAGACAGACAUUAGAUCUCGGAAAAAUUACUACUCUAAGCCCUAGUUAUUUUACGCGGCAUAUUUACCUAAUCAAACGUCAAUCACUGAUAGAAAUAUCAAAUCAAUUGAAAUUACCUAUUGUUCAUCUUAUCGACGAAAAAGGUACCAUUUGUCCACGAAAGGGGUACCUUUUCUGUGAAAAAUGGUAUAUAAAAGGGUGAAGGAGUUGGACCUUAGGGCGGACCCUUCCCGUUGAAAACUUUCUUGAGCAGCCCCUUUCGGGAGGAGGGGUCAUAAACACAACUACUAAGAAUGUGCAAAACGUCAUUUCCGCCUCCGUAAUCAUUCGUUCCCGCUACGGUGAAUUGAAAGGUCUUCAGUGAAGCCCAUCCUUUCAUAGCCGAUAACGUAGAAAUGUUAUCGAAAAGCGUUGAAAUAAGCCCAUAUACAACCUUCCGUAUUUUCAUUAUAAAAAAUGUAGCACAAAAGUUGGUUGCUUCUCGAGUAGUUCCAGUAGCCUGCGAAGCGUGCAGUUUUUUGGUGUGUUUUACGUCGUCUGGUGGUUCGUAAAGCAGAUACAGCAGGAUCCAGCAGCGCAAAAGUAACCUGAGAUUAGCCCCAAUUUUAGCAGUUUUCAUACGAAAAUAGAGCCUGAUCUCAGGUUACGCGGUCAACAAAACAGGAGGGGGCGAGGGAUGAAGGCAGAAAACCUUGGGUCUCGCGCCUGUAUAUCUCACUUUGCGAACUACAAACGAAAAAGACGCCAAACAACGGCCCGCAUUUUUAUUACAACGAAAAAUAUCGUAGCUAGAUUACAAAAGAGUGGCUAUUUUUAGAAAAUGCGAAGGGUGUUUUUGACAGGCAUAUACUUUAUUUAUACUCUAUUUAUUCAUUUAUCAGAUUACAGGGGAGAUACCCUACCACCAAAAAAAAAAAUUUCUGGUGGCAGAGCAGCCCAAAUAGAAAACCAUGGGGCUUAUUACAUUCAGGCUCAGAUUAACAAACAAUUCAAAGUUAUUUAAGUACAUAAAUGACAAGAAAAAGCUAAAUAUAGGUAACAUGCUUAAGACUGGGGUAUAAUUAUCAAUCAACAAUAUUGAAUUGAUUUUAGGGUAUGUUAUUAUUGAUUCUAAUCAAAAGUAUAUUCUGGACUUAUAAUUAGUUGAUCUUUUCAACUUAAAAUGAAUACUUUAUUUCAUCGCAUGAAUUCUUUUUAUUAACUAUGCAUUCACGAGUUCACCACAGGUUUUACUUUGAUUUAAGUUAUCACCGUUCUGCAGCCGCCUAUCCGGCUAAAUUCACAUGAGCUUUAAAUUGACGACUGCAUAAAAAUUCUUGGAUAAAUGCUUUAAAUUAAACACAAUAUAUAGCAACAAAUCUUCAUAUGUGCUCACUCCCCAGUAUCGCUACUUAAAAUACAAGAAAUAUUAUUUUCCAAAGUAUCUUAUACAAUAUACCCUGGGUACCAGAGGUUUUUCACGCGUGCGGCGGGAGUUUUCGGUGUUGGCCGAAGGCCGACACAUCUUCGGCCGUAGGCCGAAGCCGCAAGACUGAACCUCCGACACGGAGCGGUGCUUUUUACCGUCCCCGUUGACCUUUGAACUUUUUUAUCGGAUUACAUUUACGCCAAUCAGAUUGAAAGUGUCCGACUGUGAUCAUGUGGGCCGGCACGUGAAGAAAUGUCCAAAGACCCACAUUAUCCUUAGAAAGACAAGUUCGAGUUUAAAAUUCAUUGCUUUAAAAGCAAUCGUGACUGGGUCAAAUCGAAGUUCUCCAUAACUGAUGUAGCUUCAGUUUAAGCUGCAAUCCAUUCUUCGAGGUUUGGAUCUGAAAAUCACCAUCCGUGAGAAUUUAACAUCCUGCUAAAAACGCUGACGAGCUGGGCCCAGCGUAACAAAACAUUGCAGGAAACCGUCACUCCCACGGACAAAAAGAAAAUCGCUUGUAAUAUUCAGAUCCAGGAGGCACUUUGGAGAAAUUAAACAACCUAAAACCCUCAUUUAGCCGCAUUGAAGAGCUUAACAUUUCAAAAGAGGUCAAAGAAAAUGCUCUUGCAUCAGAGGGCAAAUCAUAUGCCGACCAGACACAAUAACCGCAGAAAAUCAAUAUGCGUGUCACGACCUCUCAGUAUGAAACAAUCAGCAAAAAUCAAAUUUGCUUAGCCUGCGUAGCAGGUGUCGAAAGGGGUAGGGGUGCUUUUCUCCCUCCCCCUCUCCCUCCCGUUUUUGCGCCUGCCACGCAGGCUAAAUUUGCUCAGUUGAAACGUUUUUCUCCAGAGCAUAAUCUACCCAUCACGGAAAAAAAUUCAUCGGAACAAGCAGCAUUUUGGCAUGAGGUAAAAGUCGUGUGUUGCCUCCUGACCCCUCUUUUAUACUAAGAAUACAUGUUUUGUUUUUAUAUUCCUAAUCCAUCAAUACAAGCUAUUUCAAAACAUGUUGUAAUCGUUUGAAAUAGGAAAUUAGUAAAGCUUAAACCGUAUCGCAGCAAAAGCUGAAUUGGUGAUAAUAGCUUAAUUGAGUUGAAUAAAAUUAAAUACUCCACUUGUUUGCUCAUAGCUUUUAACUUGUCUACACCGUCAAACCCUUCCAGUUUAUUGCUUAUCAUGCUCUUUCAAAACUUUCCAAAGCUGCCAUCACAACACUCCUCGCGAGUACAACAACAGCAAAGUUGGAAAUAUUCUUUCACGUGCUGGUCUAUUCUUGUCAACCAAUUGUAGCGUCUGUUAGAUUCAAAGUCCCUCAGGCGGUCGUUAGGAGCCAAUCAGCCGUCUUGUCCAAAAUCUGGACCAACUGAUUUAACCGUGCUAACGAUUGGAUCGGCGCUCUGCUCCAGAGGCUUUUCGCGCGGGCCACUAUAAAGACUUGACAGAAACCGGAAACCGCGCUAGAAAAGUCUCUGGCACCCAGGGUAUAUACAAUAUAAAUCCAUUAGGAAGCUAUCUACAUUAAGCUAAGAGCGUUAAUUACAGUUUGCGAAGGUAAUCGUGCGGUCUUUAAUAACUACAGGACUACAUGGGCUAAUGAUGAACACUAAUGGUUUCAAAAUAUUUUUUCUAAACAUGCUUAGUUUUAUACAAUUUUCUUGCAUUGCGCAUCUUAAGACACGUCACUGACACGUGAUUUGAAAAAUAACACGUAGUUUUUAUCUUGUGACUUACUUAAAAGAAUUAUUAUUAUCAUUAGUAUUAUGUAUUAUGAUGAUGAUGAUGAUGACGAUGAUGAUUAUUAUUAUUAUGAAAGAUAUUAUAUGGUGAUCAGUAUGUUAGACUUUUACAAAGUCCUUCGAAGGUCCGCGGUUUUGUGCCGCUUCCCAUCCUCACUGAAGCUGGCUUUACUCGCCUUAGGGUUUCUGACAAAGUUUCCCGGGGUUACCAAUAAAAAAGAGGUCCACUUGGUGCAAGUCUAGCUACGCAGCUGUGUGCAUGAUAGGCCGGUUUAGUUUUCGUCAUUUGUUGCGACGUUUCGACUGCUGGUCUUCAUCAGGCGAUGAACGGACUAUUGGUAGACAAGAAAACCUCGCUUAAAAUUUGGGUUAAUCCUGGGUGAAACUUAACCAUCUUUCGAGGAAACAGGACCUGGAUUAGCACUAACCGGCAUUUCAGGAACCAGGCCUGUAUUUUGCGAUUAUCCUACUUUUCUACCAGAAGGUCUUCGUGCAGCGAAGGUCGGUUGGAAGGUCUCCAGCCUUCCCUUUUUUCAUAGUGUUCAGUACUCGAUGGAAAGAAAGUCGACUAAACGGCGUUUAAACCGGCCGUAGGACACAGAGUGGCUAUGAACUAAAGGUAUUAGGGAGCUUUAUGAAUCAAUAUUGCGCGUGAUCAUGAUUUUUUUUUCUCUUAGCGUCGUAGAUUCGAAUACAUGUGAUAAAAUUCGAACAAUAAGGGCCGUAAUCACAUGUAUUAAGCAAGAAAUAUCGACCUUCGUUAUCUUAAAGGCUACUAGUACAGAUAGACAAACAAGAAGACUUCAUAUCUUUAAAAGUUGUGCAUUUAUUGGCGUCAGAUAAUACACUAAUAGUUCUAGUAUAUUCCGACCAAAUGACCUCUGAAGCCCGGACCCACACAUAGUGCUCUUGGGCUGCCUGUGUUUACAACGGCAGCUACAAAUAAAUUAUAAAAUUUAACCUAUCGAUGCGACAAACAAUCCUCCGAAGCACAAUCUAUCCGGUAUUGACUCAAGUAAUCUUCAAGGAAAUUUCCUUGCCAGAAUACUGACCCCUUCUUUUGACAAAAUAAAGUUUUGUGAUAUUUCUUUUUCCAAUUUUGAGCAGGCUUGUUUAACGUUGUGCAGCUUGCAUGCUGCAUUACUAUUAUAUGAAACAGUAGGUCUAUUUGGCUUAAGCGUAACAUGAAAGAAUAACCCAUGCUGCGUGGCACCUUUCAGACCUUUGUUUGGGUUACUAUCUCACUGAACCACACGGCAUUAUUCACCGCUCCUUGUUCUGCUUAAAAUAAUUAUAGUCAAAUUCCUUUUAAAAAUAACCACUUUGAAAAUACAAAGUGAUUGCUUCGGCAUAAAGCGCUCUUGAAAGCACCCAACAGAUUGCAGCCCUCAUCCGGCUUUACACAUAUAUUAUCACACAUGGCGUUGAGAUGUGAUAAAAGAUACAAAAUUUCAGCCAUCUUUGGUCGAUAAAAAAAGUCUUCAAAAUGUGGAUACUUCUGGGUACUUCUUAGCCUGUACAAUAUUCAGGACUUCAGUUUGCUGGCGUGAGGUCCACAUGUGGAAGACUUCAUCAUAUAAUCCAAAAAAUCGUGAAAAUUCAUGACCUUGUUGUGGGUCACUCACUUUGUGAUGCGAAGAAUAAGUGCAACAAUGAUUUUAAAUGUUUCUAUGCGGAAACUUCGCCCUUGAGCCAUUGCAAACCGGAGAAACCAUGUCAAAUAACAAAAUAACACAAUUUUCUUACUUUUACUGGAACACAGAGAAAAAAGCCGGCGAGAAAACGACCUUAUUUCACGACGAAAUCUGCCAUGACUGCCAUAUUGCGUGAUGCUUCUGGAAAAAUGCAUCAUGGGAUACUAUUCGAUCGUCGCCUGUUCUAACACUGUACAAUCAGCGAAUCGGACACAGGGUCCAGAGGAGAUGUGUUCGUCGUUAGAACAUCAAAACCCGUCGAAAACCUCUGAAAAAAUGGGUUAUUUUGAUCGCGUUAAGGUUUCGUUACACAUUCUAUAGACCGCAAACCAAGAGACUGAGGGCUCGUAAGCGACGGCCUUCGGUCACCCUUCGGGCGACGUGCCGUGAGCCAGCGAGGAUAUGGCUUGCGGAUUGAUUUUCAAAAGGCGAUCUGGGUCAGAUAAGAAGCGAAGAAAUCGUUUACAGCAGUAGAUUUAUAAAGAUCCCAUUGGGCUAAUUAAUCGUGCUAAGCGACAGGUAUAGACAUUUUUCAAGGUAAGUAAUUCAUUUAUUCACACGAAACUCCUCUGGACCCUGUGAAUCGGACCAUAAAGUGAGACACGAAAAUUUGGUUUUAUCAACUGAGGUUAAUAGACUUAAUAUAAAGUCUAUUUACUCUUCUAAAAAGGUUAAAAAGCGGAUGUUUCGAUGGCUAGCCCUUACUUCAGAGCGGAUGACUGAAUUUCAAAUUGAGUGAACCUCAUGAGUAAGGUCCGAAAUGCACUAAUCUCUUAACUUCAUGUCGGGAUGGGGUCGGGAUCAUUUCGGGGGCCGUACAGAUUUUCACAGCCAGUAGAAAUUAACAUCUUUCAGCUGUUUAAUGGCUAACACGCGACCUGCGUUGUCAAAAACGUUUCCGGAUUUUGGGUUUUUCCUCUACUUCAAUUAAACCGUUACCAUAGCACCCAAUCCUAGUCAAAUAAAUGCGGCAAUAACGAGCAAAGCUGCAAAAUUAAAUGUUGGCGGGAAUGUACCGGUUCGUUUUCACCCUCCCAUAUCUCUGUUUCUUCUGUAUUUAGAGGCUCUAUUAGACUACGAGUAGUCCCCAUUUUUCCUCAGGGAUAGUAGAGCGAGCGAAAUGCGAGCGCGGGUGAAAAUCACCCCACACGAAAAAAGGCGACACGUUAUGGCUCUACAGGAACAAUUUAACUUUGGGAAUCUAAACUUGCCAUGUUUCAGUAAGAAGGUAAAAAAACUUGAGAGCAAGAACGUGAAAACACGUGAACUCUGAAGAUCAAAACCAACGAACACAGAUGAAAACACAGAAAAGGGAUUGAAAUCCACCGAUCACAAAUCGCAAACCAUGACAUUUUGAACUGUUGAAGUAAACUACUGUUUCCUAAGUGGUCUGCUAGAAAGCGCCGAGCCUUCAAAUUGUGAUCGACGUCGCAGAAAAACCGAAAAUCCAAAGACGUUUUUGACAUCACGGGUAGCGUGUUAUCCAGCUGUAAAGCGUUUUAUCUGAACGUCAGAGACAAUUGUUUCAGAACUAUUGUUCUAAUUCUCUGGCAAGUACUCGGGCAGGACUAGUCAGUCAGGGGCACCCAACGUCAAUUUUUGGAAAAUAUCUGUUUGGAAGACGAUUUGAGAUCUAGAAUUUUCUAGAAUUUUCUUGCUUGCCUGCCGCUCCUAGGAUUUUCGAACAUCUAAAAAAUGCUACAAUUGCCCAUUUUUAACGGAUUUUUACCCUAAAAAGGUCACCUAGAAUUUUCGGGAGCCUUUUUUUCUGGCUUCAAUUUUCGAAAAGGUAACUUUUGAUCCCCAUAAUUUUCGGAUCAAUAGACUUUCAGCUAGGAUUUCCGAACAGAUGAAAAAUUUUUAGGGGAUAAGAAUAUUCCUAUAUCUACCAUUAAAUACUAAAAUACGCUUAACAAAGCUAUGUUUAAGUGUUUUCUUACUAUAUUAUCUUUGGGCGCCCCUGAGUCAGUAUACGUCCAAGACCUUCCAUAAAGGAACGCGACACAUUUACAAUAAAAGGACUGCCUUGAAUGUGAGCACCACGUAAGCAGACGUUCAACAUGUAAUAGCCUGUCUCCGCAUCUUCAGGGAUAGUGUAAGUAACUGAAUAUUUACCAUCGCCUUCCUCCUCUAUAACUCCAUUUGCCUGCUUGUUACAAAAUUCGUCUUUGAGCUCCACCAUAAACAAGUCGCUGCCCAGAGACCGCUGACGUUUCUGAGCGUCAUAUGCAAAGAUAGCAAAGGAGCUCUCUGCUCCCAAGAAUGCCAGACGUAGUCCUACGCCACUAGCAAAUGUAUUUUCUGCACAGGCCGUGAAGUCUUCAAUGACGCUAACUUCAUCCUUGAGCGCGUCCAGCAGCUCUUGCAAUUUCGUGCGAUCAAAGAUAAGCUUUGGUUCAAAGUUGACCUCUGGCUUAAGCAGCGUUGGUUGAUUUUCUAUGUCCCUGAUCGUCGAUUCAAUAGUUGUCCAGGCAAGCAGAUGCUCAGCGUUACCAGAUUGGAUGCUGGAUAAAACACUCUCGAAUGAACUCUCCAUUCUUUCUUGAAAUCUUCGCAGGCGGUCUUGCAGCUCUGUGAGGGUAGCUGUCUUGUUAUUGUACUGCUCUUCCAACUCAUUCUUCAGAGUUUCCUCUUUGGCGGUGAUUGCGGCAUGAAUCUAUAAAGCAUAACAUACAUGACGUCUAAGAAAUUAUCUAAACAAAUGGAUCAAGAGAGCCAGACCAGAAGUCUGUCACUGAAUUCUGAUCGCUUUCUUGGUAUUGUUGAAUUUGUAAAGUCAUUAUUUGUUGUGGGAUCUAAAGAAAAAAUAAUUGAUAUACAACAACAUUUAUUGGCAUUUCCAUGAGUAGAUGGAAUUGCCGAUUACAAUAUUGAUCAUGUUAAGGUAAAGGAAAACAAAAGAAGAGAGCAAAAUGCUGGCAGAUGUCCAUGUACAAGAAACAAGUAAAUCAGUUAUGAAAACGUUUACCACACACUUUGACGAGUUUUGACAUUGGUACACACCUUAUAGCUAGUCACUCAUGAUCUGGUUUUGUUCAUUUGUAGUUCCCGCUCUUACGCAGUAAAUUGCUGUACAAAACCUCGAUUUAACGUAAUGUAUAUAACUAAGUCCUCGGCAAGCUUCGGUAUGAGAAACGAUAUUCUUCACUCGAGUAACAAUAAAAUAUAUGAAAAGAGCCUCGAUACGCCGUAUAACAUUAUUGUAAACAGCAUUUUGCCAGUCCCUUGGCUUAUAUAGUCGAGGUCCCUCUGUAGUCGAAAUCACAUUCCUUAAAUCUAAAUUAAACGGUAUAAAUAUAUGCUUAUUGAGUAGGUCUGGCUUGUCAGGGACUAGCUUACCUACGUAUACAGAGCUGCCACCACAGGGAACCCGAACGCUGCAUUAGCUAAUAAAAUAAUCAGUUGCUAUUUACCUGUGGUUCCUUAGUCGUUUUGAACGUAGCCUGUUCCAGGCUCUCAGAUAGUGGGGAAGACGCGAAAGUAAAAGGCACGUGAAAAGUUGACGGGGCAGGAAAAAGGAAAAGGAAGGGAGAGAGAGCCUGAAAUCAGUUCUUUUAUUAAAGACCCUAUUCCCCCAAUUUUGGCACGUUUGAGAUAAUUAUCUUUGUUCAACACAGAAGCUAUCGUGGAUCCCUCUAUUUCACGUGCCUGGACGCCGCACGCCAUCUUUCUGAGUGAUAGGAACGACCCGCUUUGAGAGUGUUGAUAUAAUCUGUCAAAUCUGACCAAUCAGAGGCUAUACCAGGAGCUGGUAUACCGCAAUAGGUUGCUUAAAGAAAUGAUUACAGGCUCCGCCGCCCCCGCUCUCCUCAGUUUCUUCCGUUGUAUUUUCUAAUUCGGGCUUUCUCAAUUCAGCGGACCAUCUCGGAACAGGCUAUUUUGAAAGGGGUUUGAAUCUAAUUAGAGACGCUUAACAUUGCUAGUAUCAAAUGCUUGCUUGUCUGGCGCGUCGUAAAUAGGAUGCGGCAAUUACUAAAACAAUUAUUCCUCUCGCCCUCAUGGCCUCUGAGUCAAUACCCGAUUUGGCCUUCGGCCUCAUGGGCUAUUGACUGAGAGCCCAUUCGGGCUCGAGGAAUAAUUGUUAAAUAUUACGCUUGAAUACAAAGGCUUAAAUAGCAUUCGCGCGCACGCGGGUAUUAUUUAUCUCUCACUUUCAACAGUCAGCGAUCUGACCAAUCAGAUCAUGAUACCAGAAUCUGGUAUCAUGGAUGGGCGGCAUCAAAGGAAAGUCUAAGACUCUCCCUCCUUUUUUCUCCCCCAGGCCACCCUCGCCUAGCUUCCCUCACCGAUUUCCUUUUUCGCCUCGCUCCUUUUGCGGGCCUGCUCGCAGGCUACCGGGAAAACGAAAAAAUAACACUAAAGGUAAAUACGGAGCCAUUGACCCUUCAUUUUCUAUGAAAUAAUAGUGAAAAUCAUAUAUAGGAACUGAGGCAAGAAGAAUUAAAUGAAAGAAGAUCGUCGCAGUUACGUUGGCACGCAACUUCUGCGGUUGCAAAAAAAGCCUUAAAGAAUUCAGGUUUUCUUUCUUUUUUUCCAUUCGCAGCUGACAAACUAAUGACUAUAACUGCAAUGAUCUUCUUUGAUUUAAUCCUUUAUUUUCUGUUAAUAACGAAGCAAAUGUUUAGGUGGGCAGGGUCUCCGUGUAACAAAGGGAAACUUACCUCGGUGAAUAACCUAUGAAUUUGGGUACUUUGUUCUUCAUACGCGAUUUUUAUGUCAAGACUUGCUUGCUUCAGUUGAGCAUCUGCAUUUUUAAUCUCCUCGGAACGAGCGUCAACUUCAGUGACAAGUUCCCUCACCUUUGGACGGCACUUUGAAGCUGCCUCUGUUAAGGAUGAACAAUUGUGACCUUUGUGAUCAAGCUUUAUGCAUUCUCUACAAACCAAAUGACGGCAAUCUUCGUCAAAUAAAAGGAAUCGCUCUUUAUGUUCUUGGCAGAAAACGGUCACAAGCGACGACUCCAAGGAGACAACUUUGUGAUCACGACUUGCUUUGCUGCGAGUGUGAAUGCCAGCUGCAACCUUACACAUAUCCUCUUGGCAAUUCAGGCAGAAAGAAGUCGCAGGAUGCUCAACAUCACAAGAUUCACAAGUGUACAAGCAUUCAACGGCUUCUUCGUGCUGGGGUGUGACAUUUGCAUUAGUAAUGUUCAACAACGCAAAGUUCUUUGGUAGCCCUGCUACUCCAGCUCGAGGCACGUUAACUUCAUCUCUGCAUGUCGGGCAGAGAAUUUUGUUAUCUGCAGCCUGAGCAAGUAAGCGCUCCAGGCAGCCGGUACAAAAGCUAUGACCACAACUCAGAAUACGAGGGCAAAUAUUUUGAUCAUCAUAUAGCUAGCAACAGACUGGACACUCAAGUCCUUCUGCAGACGCCAUCGCCUGAAAUAAAACAGAAAACAUGUUGGCACUAAACCUCUGCACAGUCAGGCUAACGAAGUAAUCCUGAGGACAAAAAUCAUGGGUUUUUUUGGAACUGCGGCAGUAUUAGCUAAGGCGGUGGAGUGCGAUGUGCUGCACAGUGGCAGGUCGCGCGUUCGAUCCCGGUGCCGGACCAGGCUUUAACAUUUCUGAGAACUGGAGGUACUGCCUUUGCCCUGCAAACGGCCAGACCUUCGCAUGCCCCGGAUAACCACUUAGAAAUCGCGGUCCUGUCUCCAGUGGGAAACGUAAAAACAGUGUCCUCACUCAGUACUUUUGUCCAAAAUACAUUCACACUUUCCAUUCGAUUCCCUUUCGAACGCCCGCCAGACAGGUUAAAGAAACAUCAGACUAAAGAGUGUGUGUCACAUGAUUCAGAGAACUAUCUAGACUGCAAAACAAUCCGUAUUUUUGCGUGAUUAAGUACGCGCAAGCAGUCAACAAAAGGUCUGGAACGAGGCUGAAAACAGAGAGGGAGACUAGGGAGAGACGCUUGUUUUUCUCUCGCCUCACAGGCCCGUAGGGCGUGUGAGGCUCGCGCGCCUCGCGCACGUAGGACUCUUACGCCACGCUUUACCGAUUUCUUUACUGAUUUUGAGAAAAAUACCGACUGUUUUACAGUCUAAGAACUACCAUAAAACUGAGUGAAACAUAAAAAUAACUACUCAAAACAUUAACCAACAGUUUUUCAAAGUUCAUUUAUGUUGUUUGUAACAUUUGAUGUACUGCUUGGAAUACAUAUCUGUUUGAACCUGAAAUUUGGUCAUUUACGAGUAAUUUCUCAAGUUCCACAGCGAAAAAGGAAUCGAUCUCCACAAUUCUUCAGAUGAUGCGAAAGCUGAAUUCAAUAAUUGUCAAUUAUUAACGAAAUGAACUAGCCAGCCUUGAAAAAAAGCCUUUAAUAAAGCAGGGAAAAUUCAGACGGUCGGAGUUGUGUUAUUCAACUGUUUCAACUGUUAAUUAAUUAUUGCAAACUUUACAGCAACCAAUAUCCACUCCCCGCUGUUAGCUAAUCGAGGCGAGCAGUGGUUACACGCGUGUUAUAUAAAUAUUUACAAACAGCUCACAAGCAAGACUAGAGAAAAGGAGCAAAAAAAGUUAAAUAAAUAAAUAAAAAUAAAUUCAAUUCAAUUAAGUUUACAGUCAUGUACAUUGCAAAUAUAUAAGAAGCCAAGUUUUCACUUCUUUUUUGAUAAAAAUAAUAUUAUUUAGAUGUGACUUGUUAGACGUUUUUGACAGAGGCCGCAAACGACCCAUUCACUCAACCAAGACUACACUAAGAAAGGCGGUAUUGUUUUGGCACUCGUGCAUGCAUAAAGAAUAGUCUGAUCAACACUAACAGUAUCCUGCAGUGUAAUCACUAAUAUGGAAAUUUGUCCGCACCAAGAAUUGCAAUAAAAUGGACUUAUAAAUAUGUCGUAGAUCUUGGCCGGGUAUAUAAGAAGUAAGCAAACCAAGGGUAACUCAAUUGUUCCCAUGAUUCGUGUAUUAUCUAGCUAGACACCCAGUCUUAUCAUCAUUUCGUCGGAGAACUUUAAUUGCGUGUAGCCAACUGUGUAGCUCUUUUUUUACAUAAUUUUAUCACCUCAUUGAUUCUGGGGUUUUGCCCUUCUAUGGAGUUUUGGUUUCGCGUCGUUGUGACCUGAAGUGUAACAUUAUGUGAUUUCUACAAAUAAAAACGUUGUCAUAGAAAAGGCAUCUUAAUUCUGGGUUAAAACGUCUUAAGAUUCCAGUCAGUCAAAAUAGAAAAACUGCGUACGUUUAUUUCAGUGAUUUCACUAUCAAAGGCUGCUUCAAAAUAACAUGGUGAAUUCACAGUCGGUGUUUACUAGAUCAGUAAUCACAAUCAUGACAAGUUGUUUGCUGUAAAUGUAAAUGAUUGUAAUGAGAAAUUCAAACUCCCCUAAAACUUUAUUAAACAUAUUAAAGAAAAAUGUUUUAUGAGUUCCUUAAAAUGAAUAUGACUGCUCAAAAUCAAAUUAAAAAAGACUCAAGCGCGGAUUUAGGUCAAUCUGAGUAAAUUGAACGCUUGACUGUGCAGACGGCUGACCAUAUCUAGAUUUCCGAAUAAUACUCUACCAUAUGAUGGGAAAGGCUAAGGUUCAUAUAUCCUCCAAGACACCGUGGUAAUUUAGCAACUAAAUUUCAUACUUUAUCGCCAAACCCAUUUUCACUGCUAAGAUUUAUGAAGAGUGUAAGGAAGAGCAAAGGCCCGUGCAAAAGGACGCAACAUUGUUGGAUGUUACAUGUUGCGUCCGUUUGCACAGCCUGUUGCAUGUUGUUGCGUGUUGUUGGGAGUAGUUGAGCAAAGUUUGAAACCGGUCAAACAUUUAGCUCAAUGCAAACGGACGCAAUGAUGUUGGGAGUUGUUGAGUCCGUUGCACGUGGCUCAGUCAAUGAGCCUAUAUUCCACCUUCCAUUUGUCACGCUAAAGAGCAAUGUUCAAUAACUAAAAAGGUUUCAUUUCACGUUCUUGUCUUAUAUAUAUUAGAUCAAGUUUAGGUGAGAACUGCAUGUCAUGUCCUGGAAAGCGAAGGGUGAAAGUCAGAUGUAAAUAUUCGAUGGCACUGAGGAUUUUAAGAUUUAGAGUGUAACAGUCCAAAAAUGAACGUAGCUAUUGUUGUGCGAGUUAUCAGUAGAUUUUAUUUGCAAGAAACAAGCCCUACAUACCUUAAGUAAGGGAGAAAAAAGCCCCGUGUAAACUAACGCAAGUCGGCAAACAACUCCCAACAUUGUUGGAUGUUACAUGCUGCGUCCGUUUGCACACUCUGUUGCAUGUUGUUGUUCCGUGUUGUUGGGAGUUGUUGCGCAACGUUUGAAACCGGUCAAAACGUUUAGCUACGUUCAAACGGAAGCAACAUUGUUGACCAACAACUCCCAACAUUGAGAGGAGUUGUUGCGUCCGUUUACACGUAGCUUAUGGUGCCUCAAGAGAAGAACUUAAAUCAUUAUGCUUCGUGAAACAACACUUCCUAUUGUAACUACCAACACCAGUUGCACUUUUUAGUCAGCAAAGAUGAAUUUAUAUGCUCACAAACGCACCUGAGAAGUGGCGUAAAGCUUACCUUUGAAUGAUAAAAAAAAUAAGGGUAAGAUUUGUGCAUAGCCCCAUGCAUUUGUUCUGCAUACUGUGUCGACUCUACUCAUAUAAACUGUUUGGACGAAAUAGCAUAGGACGAUUCACGACAAUGUCUUCGUAAUUAACUGACUCUCUCUGGGAUUAAAAGAAUUAUGUUUCCAAAUAUUAUCGAGCUGAGCGAUGGCAGAAUUUCAAAUUUGACUAUUCUGUUGCCUCAAAAAAAAAAAUUUUGACAUAUUCUUAUCAAACAAGUUGCACUUACCUUAAGUGAGGCAAACAACUUAAUGAAGCGUAAGAACCUAUUUGACCACGAUCUCUCCACCGACAGCACUACUGCCUUAAGGCUCAUCUCCGGUGUAAUAUAAUUCAGUUACUCACACUGGAAUGACGUAAAACAAAGAAAACAAAAUAUAGUUCCAGUCAUUAAGAAGGGGUCAUCCCCGGUGUAGUAUAAUAUAUUCGUUUUCUUUGUUUUACGGACUAUUUUCAGGGUUUAAGGUUCAUUGCUAAGGAUGUCAGUCGUGGAACAAACAUCUUUCACUUCCUCUAAGGGGAGAGUGGGGAAUACAUGAUGCUUUUGAAUAUGAGAUGUGUUUUGAGACGCUCUGCAAAAGCCUUACUUGAGGUUUUAUUGUUAGUUAAGUAAUAGCAGAUACACGGAGCUCACACUGGCAAGUACACUAAGAAAAUCUAAUCUAUGUAACAAAGCCUUCAAAAAUUUAAAGUUUCACCCCAUAGGGUAUACUUAGGUAUAAUUAAGUACCUUCGUUCCCAGGCCAGCACGGAGUUUUCGGUGGUUUUCAGCCUGCUGCCUUGUAUAAAGGUGGUGCAGUCUGCCAACAUGACCUCAACGCAAAUACCUCUUCGAAAUCUUCUUUAUAUUAGCUAUAGGGGAAGCCGGCAGAGUCUCAAACUAGUGAAUAUUGUCAGUGUGUCCUCAGCAGCUUGCGGCUAUGAUAUCAUCACAAAUAUUAAUGAAAGCAUGCCCAGAUAAAGCGAUUGUGCAAUAUGAGCCUAGUACGUAAUAAACUCAAGAGUUUAAAUCGGCGUAUGUUAAAGCCUUCUAGUAAAAAGUAAUCUGGGGGGUACUCCCUUACAUAAGCCACAUAGGUAUGUGCUACUCCAAAGGGUAUGGUUUUUGAACCGUUUUUAGCUGAAAACAGGUAUAGAGCUGGUUUUGCUCAUUUUGGUCUGGAAUCGGCUAGGGUGUUCGAGGGAACUACGGGAGGGCAUGAAUGUAUUCGUCGUUUCAAUUCCAAAUGAAUAAGAAAGAGUACUAUGCGAAAUAAAAAUGGAUUUAAGGGAAUCUUCUUGUUGGCGCCUCCCUAAUCUCAGCCUGAUGACACAAUUUCUGUCUAUAUAAUAAUGUAUAUUGCGUUUGUGACCCCCUCCAUGUCUGAAAACGGGUAUUGGUUUUAGUGGCAAGUUCUGAAAACUGGUGUGGAAGAUGACUUUCUUUUGGUCUGAAACAGGGCCAGGAUUUGGAGAACCGUACGGCGCAUCCCAGAAAAGCAUUCAACUCAUUUCUUAUAAUUACGUCAAUUCUUUACCAAAUAUGAGAUUGUAUAAAACAGGUUUUGGAACAAAUGAUUUUAUGUACUUUCUGCUAAGAUCAGCCAGAAUCAUUAACCCAUUUAAAUUGUUCUAUCACUGCUCACGAUCUAAACAUGCAGUUUUGGAUUGAAUUUGAAAUAUUGGUGACUUACUAGUUUCGAAUCAAUGAAUUCGUCUUUCCUCAGAAAAUUUGCUGUGUGUAAUUUUAAUGGAGACUACUUACCUUUUACUGCAAUUGCUCAACUAUUCUAUAAUUAAUAUUAUUGGAACUGAAAGCUUUUUUAGUGGGACUGCAGGAGCAAACAACCCUUUCAAACAUUUAUGGAUUUAGGGCGAAAAUCCUCCCUUAAUAUAUGAAACAAAGAUAAUGAUCAGCAACAAAGACGUCUUUAAAAGAAAGCGAUUUUUAAUAUUUUUACACUAGUUAAACUGAAGUUUAUAAUUGAAAUUUGAGCCCUAGAAGGGUGCUUGGUAGUUUCUUUUAGAACUGUAAUAAUUUAACGAUUAAUUUAAUCUUAGUGUAUUUUAUAGUUUGUUAGUAAAUAUUUAUUGCAAUGCUUUGUAUUAUUGCAGUUAUGGUUAAUGUCGAUAAAUAGAUAAAUAAAUAAAUAAAUAAAAAAUAAUUCCUUUCAAUGGUUCCGAACGUCUUCCCCCAAAAGGACCUCCGUAAUUCUACCUAUUAAAGCCGGCUUCUGCUUCCGCAAGUAAUAAGGAUUUUUAGACCUCCAGUUACUACCAUUAAAGUUUACAUUUACUUGAAAUAAAGACAGCAUUAUUUUUAAGGCCGAAAUUUGAACAUGGCUGCCUUCAUUGAACACUGCUCCCUUCAAAUACUAGAAGUGCCUCCCUUCGCAUUAGCGCCCCGCUCUUGACUCAGAAAUUUAAAUAAGCAACCCGAAUGCUUAUUCAAGCAUUCACCAAGCCGACUUCUAAAAUCACAGGAGCUUCAAUUAGGGAAUGCACAAAAAUACUUAAAUAGAUGCUUUAAACAUUCUCGACCCCAGUGCCUAAACAUAAACAUAUAGAAAGGAAACUUAAUCGUAUGUUCACUACCGGAGUAGCUCAAUGUCAUUCCUGAUAAAAGGAGAGGCCGAGAUUUUCCACAACAUUCUCACAAGCUGGGCAAAGUCCCUUAUAUAAAUCUAUAGCUUAAAAUUAUACCCACAAAAAUUACUCUAUUAACUUUAAUCAUGAACGUAUUUUAAGUUGCGUAAAGUGCUUUAUGCCUAAACUGUAUGUACUUAAAUAUUGACUAAGUGGGAGGGCCGGACGGGAAUAUAUUUGGCUCGAGACCUGGGCGUCUUGGAAGAAAACCAAAUACUUUCCCGUCCGGCCCAACCUAACUCAGACAAAAAGUUUUAUCACAUUUUUAUCACAUUUUUUUCACGCAUUUUUUCCCUUUUUUCCGCCCUAUAACUUGAUGCCCACGGCCCUCAUACGGAACUUUUUUCCAUUUGGUUUUCCAAUUUUCGUCUCAUUCUUAAGAAACGCUCUUGAAAGUGGGACGCUAACAGUAUUUACACAGAGCCCAGCCUCGUACGUUUGUAAAUCCCGUUCUUUGAAGUGAAUUUCUGUAGCCUAAAUUGCAGUCCUAAAACUGAAAUUAAACGAAUAAUUACCCUCAUUUGAAAGUCUAACUUGUCAGAGUCGCACGGGCUACAGAAGUACUAACCCCGGACAUUUCAUCAUGCUCUUUGACUAAAGUUUUGAACAAUGCUCAGAAGUCCCCGGGAAGCUCAAUGUUGACUUGACUAGAAACUCGAAGCAUACAAGAAAAAAAACAAUCCUACAUUGGAUUUCUUCUUCGAUAAGUAUACCAUAAGUUUGAAAAUCAAACCAUAGAAAGGCAUUGCUUUGCCAGUGAAAAUCAAACGUACAAAGGAACAGUGAUUCACUCUUGGUGUUGAGUCUUUUUAGGUCUCUAUAAGGUCAACAAAACCUACUUUUGAAAUAAAAGCCCACGUAGAAAAACGUCCGGUUUUUGUCAUGGAGAACAUUUUUUUGUAGGAAAGUAAAACUGAUUCAAAGCACCAACGAAACAACAGGACUGUAACUUUACGCGAGUUUUCGAUUUCCCGCCAUCAGAUAGUUACUAGCUGUUGCUGGUAUUAGGGACUGUGCAAUAAUUAUCAGGAGGGGGGGGGGGCUGAAAAACUAGAGUUAUCUAGCAAAAACUUAGACAGUACCCCCCCCAAAACAAAAAAAAAUUAGUUCUAACCCCCCCUCUGUUAAGUUAAAAAUAACGUCGCACCCCCCUUCCCACCACACUGGUAAACUCAAAACUGGACUGAGCUGCCAUCACAGCUUCAAUAAUGACAAACGUUAUUAUGUAACAUCUAGUAUCGAGAAGGAUGUUGAUCGCUUGACUGAAGAUUUAGACAAAGCAUUUGCUAAGUACUGGGGUGCUUACCACAUUGGCUCAAAAUCUAAAAUUUCUGAAGCCAGAAAGAGAAAGGAGCAGGGAAAAAAUCAAAGAACAGGAGAUUGAACGCUUCAAAUAACAGGAGAGCCUGUUGAACUUUUUUAUGAGCCACAUAUGUAUGGAAUUCUGCAAAUCGAUUCAGUCGAUGAAGAAACAUUAUUUUUUGUCACAUCAAAAACCGACAAAGCUUGUCUACGAGAUCUGUUUGAUUCCCAUUGUUUUAUGGGGGAAGCUGAAAAACAAGUUCAUGAUUUUUGCUUUACAUAGGAUCCGCUCAAUUAAUUAGAAAACGGGUUAAAAUUGAUCAGUUGUGAACUUGCUUUUCAUUUUGAUGGAAUAUUUUCAAUAAUCGUUUAAGAGCCAUUUUCUGAGAAAAUCGAGAAUCGCAAGACACUCGUCAAAAAAUCGAAUUUUUUAUUAUUUUGCCAAAACAUCCCUUUUAGUGACCUAAUUUAAGGAAAAAUAGUUUUGGGUUCAAACGAUUCAUUUUAAAGGAAAAAUUUUAAAAAGUUUGAAAAACCGAUUUUAUUCCUGUUUUUCGAACAAAACACGGCAGGAUGCAAUGGCAACUUCGAGAGAAGGGUGAAAGCGUAAGAAACAUUCCCUGACACUGAAACUUAAUUAUUAUUUUGUUCUUACUCCUGAAAACCUUAAAAGAAAAUUUGAAAAACAAUGUCUUGUAUUUUUAUAAUCGACAAGUCUAAAGAGGUCAUAUUUGUGACGUUAGACGUGCUAGAAAACGAAGGCCAACUUUGACUAUUAAAAAAGGCCUCUGGUAUAUGCCGCUUGCUCAUAAAAUCAAUAUAAAAUGGAACCUUGGCGUUUGUACUAACUUACUGGAAAGUUUUAGCUCUGGAAAUCAAAUACCAUCCUGACACCAAAGCAAGCGGUGAGAGCAAUUGAAUUGGGAAAUUUAUGCAAAUUAGACGGCUUGCACCCUACUUGCAGACGGUUGUCAAACUAAAAGAAAGGUUUUACAUGAAAGGAUUACUCACCAUUGCUUGUAACACGUUUUUACGGCAAGGAAAGUUAUUUCCAACUUUUGUUGCGUCGGUUUGAGUCACAAAAUCCAUAAUUUUAAGCCAAAAGGUCCAAAAGACAAACGUACGUUUGCUCAGCGACUGCGCCAGAAUCCGGCCGUGAAUCGAAAUAAAGUCACAACACGUCACUGCGGUCCUUUAGAAGCAAGAGUUGCAAGAGUUUUUACUUCAGUCAGGAGGCCAAAAGAUUGAAAAUUCAUCGCAAACUAAUGACUUCGAUUUUGAAAACCUUUCAUCACUUCAAUCGUUCGUCGGCUGAUGAUAAACAUCGCACAAGAUCGUAUGACCUUUGGCGUGUGACCGGAAAUCGGUCACACGCUUAAGUCACGUUAGCAUACUGUCACGAAUUUUAAUACGAUUUUUCACGUUUCCUUUCGACAAAAAAUAGACUCAUCGAAAUAAAAUCAGGCUUGCUUUAUUUUUUUUAUUUUUUUAAAAUUUCUUUUAUAGCCUGCAGAACUUGUUUCCCAUGCAUCGCGCGUGUCUCGCGCCCCCAGUCAGCUUCGCAGUGCUAGCGUGAAAAGCGCAAAAGACUGAAAUUGACUCCUGUUCUGCAGUUGAUUUCUUUUAUAGACACCUUCUAGGCAUUGACAGGCUGUGGAAAAAGUGUUUAUUAUUAUUAUUAUUUUUUUUUUUGAAGUGCUACAUCAUUUUCCUAUAAAUUUCAAACGUGACUGUUAAAAGACUGUUUGGAACCCAUGGAUGGAGAAAAGCUGUGCCGGAGAGAAGGUCAACCUCCCAGCCGAGCCAACUUUUGCGAGCGUUUAUAUGAGGAAAAAAUUUGUCCGAGUCAACAGUGCUUGCGCAUGCUGUCUUUGUCUAGCCUUGACCGUGUUGUCCCAGCUAGCUGGGCGAGCCAAAGUGGAGAAAUAUUAGCCGGGCUAGAAGGGUGAGGCCACCACUGGAGGGCUGACUUCCGGAAGCCUUCAACCCCGCCCACUACUGGUAGUAAGGCGUCUAUCCGAACCAACCUUUUGUUUCUCAUCUAAAUGGUUUACCAAGUUUUGUAAGGAAAUGGAGGAAAAGUUGGCUCGCCCAGGGUAGCUUGGGAGGUGAGUAAACACCAGAUAACCCCAAUAAUAAGCACAAACUUUGAUUGUCAGUUAGAUGUCCACAGGAGCCGAUCGGCUCCUGGAUGUCCACUAUUUUAAGUAAGCGACCUGGGAUGUGAUUGUCGCAUCCAUGCCCCCUUCCAGAUCCCCUUUAUUAUCGGUAAGCCUCUGAUAGGUCAAAGUAAUACAGUCGUGCCUCCAGUAAGCGACCACCAAAAAUGAAAAGACUUAGUGGUCUCUAACGGGAGGUGGCCGUUUAGAAGAAUCGGACCACAUGGGGUCUAUUCCGAGAAGAGGUCCAGGCACAUUCUAUUAAAUGGCGGUGUAACAAAUUCCUGGCAAAAUAUUAUCUUUUACCUCUUUUGACAAAUACAGCUUUUAAAUCAUGCUCAAUUUAAAGAGGGAUUCAGGUGAGUGAGAUAUAGAAUAGUCUAGAAUCACAACAGAAUCUUCACUUUGUUGGCUACAUCUACUAAGUUAGGAUAUGUGUAGUUCCACGAUGUCACUAAAGGUCUUCAUAUUUUCUAAGGAACAUAGUACACACAGCAAAAAUAGAGAGCAGAGAAUGCGUCAACUGGUCGCUUAUAGAAAACAAUUAACCAUGACGCCCAAAAAGUGGUCGCAGUCACUUACAGAAGGUGGUCGUUUACUGGAGGUUCCAACUGUAAGGCUUUGACUGGGAAAAUUUGGUCUUUUGGAUUGGCGGUCGCACAAGGAGGUUCGACUGUGUUAGGUCUAUUAGAGUAUAAGCCACCAUCACCUCACUGUGAGUGACGAGAGCCAGGAAAGUAUAGUAUACACUCCCUUAGGAUACACAGAAUCGUUGUUUUGAGGUCCCGUUUAGCGAAAUGGAUCAUUCAAGGGAGGUGCUGAAGUCCCAUAGUGAAAUUUAUAAGGUUUAUGGGUUUUUAGUGCAAGGCGAAACACAAUACUUAGGGCCCUGUUGUUCAAACGUUGAACAACAGGAAAUCACUAUCAAGCGAAUAAGAAGAAGCAAUUGCGUUACUUAUUGGAUAUAGAUUUAUCCACCCGGGGGCGUUAGUCAACUUUUCGAACAUACAGCCCCUCAGUCACUCUCCUCCGCAGACUUACCCUGGGUAGACUACGAGUAGUCCCCCAUUUUUCCUCAGGGAUAGUAGAGCGAGCGAAACGCGAGGGUGCGUGAAAAUUACCCCACGCGAGAAAAGGCACGCGCACUCGCGUUUCGCUCGCUCUACUAUCCCUGAGGAAAAAUGAGGGACUACUCGUAGUCUAUACCCUGGGCGACCAGGAUAAGGGAAUAUAAUACUCGACCUUCCUUGCAUCAUCGCGAGAGCCUAUAGCCUUCACUUUCUUUUGGCUCGUCCUACAAUCCUACCUAACGUUCGUGGGACAGGAAAGUCUGCUUGCGAGGCUUGGGAAUCUAGGGAGACUAUGGUAGCAUGGUGCAAAUAGCCGGGAUGAGCUACUUUGUCCACACGAACCAAGAGGAUUGGGUCUGCUAGAAGAAAUCAGGUGUAGCUUUCUGUGAUAAGUAAUAUUCCAACAGUAUAGGAUCGUAGUUUGAGGCCAUUUCACAAUCACUAGUUUCCGCGCACCUCUACCGGCGAGUUGUGGACAAAAGCAGCUGAUAGCUGUAUGCGAACCUUUUUUCCACAAAAUGGUUUCUGGGUUUGCGUAUUCGACAGUGUCAUGUAUUGAUUUUUUUUAAUCUUAAUCGAGGUCUUUUUUAUUAUGUACUGUCUAUCUGACUGACUGUUUCUUUGUGUUUUUUUUUUCUGGUAAUAACAGGUUUCAUAAUUUGGUCGUGGUUGGGGUUAUAAGCUCCUGAUCGUGAGCAAAUAGCGAAAAAAUCAACAAGCAAAACCAAAGUGAACUAUAGCGUUGAGUCCGUUGGCCACGGAGAAUUGGUAUUAUUCUGCAAGUUCUUUACUACAGCAAGAGAGUAUAUUCCCUUGACUAUGGGACAUUGGGCCGGGGGAACUUAGUAUUUUGACCCGGCAUAGGGGAGGAGGGGAGGGGGAGGGGGAGGGGGUACUCUGGCCAGAUUCCAAGUCACGGGGAUGAUCGAAGUAUGUUUUUUUCUUGGUUUGAAAAUAUUGUGAACAAAUUUUUUUUUUUAGCUGUGGCUUUACUUAAGUAUUCAAAAUAUUCGUUCUUUUUUGGUCUUAAUUUUCGCUUCCACGGAUCACUCACGACACUUGGAAUCCGAGGUACCCCUCCUGUUUAGUACUUCUAAGGCAAAAAAGCUGUUUCAAAGCCUAGUAGGUAAAUAAAAGAAAAAUAAAUAUGCAUGGCUGUUUCUGCUGCGAUGAGAGGAUUUCUUGUCAAAAAAUGUGAAAACUGUAUUAAAAUUGCUGACAACAGCUACGAAAAUUUCGUGACAGCAUGCUGACGUGACUAAAGCGUGUGACCAAUUUCCGGUCUGCCUCCUGACUGAAGUAAAAACUCUUGUAACUCUUGCUUCGACGUGUUGUGACUUUAUUUCGAUUCACGGCCGGAUUCGGACGCAGUUGCUGAGCAAACGUACGUUUGUCUUUUGGCUAAAAAUUAUGUAUUUGUGACUCAAAACGACGCAAAAGAAGUUGGAAAUAACUUUCCUUGCCGUAAAAACGUGUUACAAGCAAUGGUGAGUAAUCCUUUCAUGUAAAACCUUUCUUUUAGUUUAACAACCGUCCGCAAGCCGUCUAAUUUGCAUAAAUUUCCCAAUUCAAUUGCUCUCACCGCUUGCUUUGGUGUCAGGAUGAUAUUUGAUUUCCAGAGCUAAAACUUUCCAGUAAGUUAGUACAAACACCAAGGUUCCAUUUUAUAUUGAUUUUAUGAUCAAGCGACAUAUACCAGAGGCCUUUUUUAAUAGUCAAAGUUGGCCUUCAUUUUCUAGCACGUCUAACGUCACAAAUAUGACCUCUUUACACUUGUCGAUUAUAAAAAUGUAAAGCAUUGUUUAUCAAAUUUUCUUUUAGUAUUUUCAAGAGUAAGAACAAAAUAAUAAUUCGGUGAAGUUUCAAUGUUAGGGAAUGUUUCUUACGCGUUCACCCUUCUCUCGAAGUUGCCAUUGCAUCCUGCCGUGUUUUGUGCGAAAAACGAGCAUAAAAUCGAUUUUUCAAACUUUUCCUAAUUUCUCCUUUAAAAUAAAUCGUUUGAACCCAAAACUAUUUUUCCUUAAAUUAGGUCACUAAACGGGAUGUUUUGGCAAAAUAAACAAAAAUUCGUCGUGCGAUUUUCUCAGAUAAUGGCUCUUAACAGCUGUUCGUGUUGAUAUUUGUUACAGUCUAUCAUGAUGCCUGUAUUGAGAAUCUUUUAUUGCGUUUAAUUUUAUUUACAUUUCGAAUAAAACUUAAGGCCCCCCCUCCGUCAAGUGAGUGAUUUUACUUUGAGCCCCCCUAUCUUGGCAGCAAUUUUAUGUAAUGCCCCCCCGCUGGUUUUAGGGCCCCCCCUCCUGAUAAUUAUUGCACAGUCCCUAACCUACAAACCACUUGAGGGACUCAAGCAGAACUGACAACGACAGUCUGACUUACAACAACUGACCGUUACUAGUAUAUACACUCUAAAUCAGAAAGAUCUGUUUUAGCCCUAAAAACAGGGCCGCUUCGGUGAGUAAAAUACAGUCCUAUUUUUGGGUCUAAUUUGGCUCCCUUAAAUCAGUGCCAAUACAGUCCAAUUAGCUAAGGCUGAUUUGGUCCCAGGGCUGAAAUGGGCUCUACCGUGGGCUGGAAUAGCCUUUUGAUUGAGCUUUUUUGGCCAAAAUUGUGCUCAAAUGGCUCCAAGAAGGGCUGAAUCAGACUUUGGCCUGCAGGGCUGAAUUGACACUUUGGGGCUGAAACAGAUCUUUUUAAUUUACAGUGUACUAAAACAUUUUCGGGCUGAAACGCAAUCAAAUUAACAUCACGGCUUAAUUCACAGACGACAUUGCAGCCUAUUGAAAAAUCAGGUCAAUAACUACCACACAGGUUGUCGAAAUAUUAGUCACCGUCUAUUCACCGUGUAUUCACAACCACACUCACCCGGAUGAUCAUAUACCUAAUUAUGUUCCAGCUGCUCAGCUCCAUAAAUUCUGCUGUAUAACUGGCCCAGUUUCUGUGUAAUUGAUUUACGACGCCAAACAUGUAUCACAAAAGGACUGCCAUGAAUGUGAACACCACGUAAGCACACGUUCAACAUGUAGUCUCCUGGCUCCGCAUCUUCAGGGACUCUGCAAAAAGCCCAAUAACUACCAUCACCACAGUCCGUUACAUUUCCUGUGGCCUUCUCGUUACCAAACUCGUCUUUAAGCUCCACCGUAAACAAGUCGCCACCCAGAGACCGCCGACGGUUUUGGGGGUCAUGAGCAACAAUAUUAAAGGACCACCCACCUCCACAGACUACACAACAAUAUUCCAUGCCCAUCAUGCCCAUCAUGCCCAUGCCCUUUGCAAUUGUAUUUUCUGCACAGGUUGAAUCGUCAAUGACGCUAACCUUGUUACUGAGCGCGUCCACUAGGUCCUGCAGUCUCUUGUGAUCAAAGAUAAGCUUCGGGACAAAAUGGACCUGUGGCUCAAGCGGCAUUGGCUGAUUUUCUCUGUCCCUGAGUGUCGACUCUAAAGCGGACCUGGCAACCAGAAGCUCAGCAUCAUCAAAGGAUCGGAUGCGGGAUAAAACACUCUGAACAGUACUCGCUAUGCUUUCUUGAAAUUUGCACAAGCGGUCUUGCUGCUCUGCGAGGAUGGCUGCCUUGUUAUUGUAUAACUGUUCCAGCUCUUUCGUCAGAGUUUGCUCUUUGGUAGUGAUUUCAGCAUAAAUCUAUAAAGCAUACCAUACAAAGUGUCUUUGAAAUUAUCUAAACCGUGGAUCAAAACAGCUAAUAUAAGGAAAUCUUACGUUUUGAAAACUGGUAUUUGAAGGUAUAUUGAUUUGCAUAAUUUGCAAUAUUUUGUGGGCGGCAUAGAACAAGGAGCGAGAAAAACGACAGAAUUUGUCCGCGUACAGACUGUGAGUAAGUUAAGUUGUUGCUUUAAUCUUAUAGAAUCGCCCGGGUUACUUCCUAUGAUGGCCUAUACGGGAAGGUUCCGCCCGAAAGGAGUACUUUUCUCAGGCUUCAGGUAUAUGAAAGGAUAGCGGUUUCACUAGUUGAAGUCAAGAGCCAUAAUAGUCCUUCUAUGAUUCCUUGUUGAAGUAUAUAAAAGGGUAGGAAAAUCUCUCAUUGCAGUCUGUGAAAAGACCUAGAAGGGCUAACAGAUGCAUUGUAUGCUGUAACAAAGACAAGAAAACAUCCUUGUGUAGUGAUUUAUUCAUAUUCAAAAUACGCUGCAUUUACAAACGAGGCAUGUGAAAGGGGUACCAUUUGACAAUGAAAGGUAUACAAAACAGAUACCUUUUUUUACUACUGGGCGGAGCCUCCCCGUAUGAACUUUUAUAUUAAGUACCCCCCUACCCCGCCGGUUGAAAAGGUUGAAAAGAAAUGCGUCCUCCGGUUUGAAAACUCAUACAUUUUGACUCGUUGUGCCCUUAGGUAAAAACCAAAAAAUAUCAAAACGCGUUUUCAAAAACGCCCUCAUUUAUGUCUAUCAGUGUGUGGACAGGUAAAGGAAAAGAGAAAACCAAAAGAUUUCUCGAAAACGUUGACGUUAUAGCGAGUCACGCAACACCCGGCUUCGUUGGUCGGGUAAGUUUGUUGUCCCCGCUCUUUUAAGUAAAUUGCAAUGAUUUCUUUUACAGAGGUACCAUCUCACAGACCAGUGAAUAAAUGGGGUAGUAAAAACGCCUGGCACAGGCGUAACAUAGUAUUAGUAGAAAGAAGCGUGGCAAAUUUAGUCAUUACACUCAAUUGAUUACUUACUUUUAAAAAAAAAAAACGAGGUCAUUAUAUAGAGUAACGCCACUUUACAGCUCUAUAGAGUCUUCUAUGAGAAUACUAAAGUACGCGAGGAACGUUUGAAUCUUUUUUGCUAUGUUUGGGUGGAAGGGUCUGUAAAAUAAGGGGGAGCCCACCUCCUUGAAUAACUUAUGAAUUUCGGCAGCUUGCUCUCCACGCGCCUUUUCCAUGUAAAGACGUGCUUUCACCACUUGAGUUUCUCCAUCUUUAAUAACCUCGGUGCGAGCGUUAACUUUAGUGGCAAGUUCCUGCAUUCCCUUACGGCACUUUGAAGCCGCCUCAGCUAAGGAUGAACAAUCAUGACCUUGGUGAUCAAGCUUGAUGCAUCCCCUACAAACCACGUGACCGCACACCUCGUCGAAUAAACGGAAUCGCUCUUUAUGUUCCUGGCAGAAAACAUUCACAAGUGACGUCUCCAAGGAGACAACUUUGUGAUCACAACUUGCUUUGUUGCGAGUGUGAAAGCGAGCUGCAUCCUUACACAUGUCCUCUUUACAGUCUAAGCAGAAAAAGGUCGCGGGAUGUUUAUCAUCACAAGCUUCGCAGGUGUAUGAGCCUUCACCUUUUUGGUGAUGGUGCUUGACAUUUUCGUUAAUAAUGCUCAACAACGCAAAAUUCUUUGGUAGCCCUGCUACUCCGGCUUGAGGUACGUUAACUUCAUCUCUGCAUGUGGGACAGGGAAUUUUGUUAUCUGCAGUGAGUAAACGCUCCAGGCAGCAGGUACAAAAGCUGUGACCACAACUCAGAAUACGAGGGCAAAUAUUUUGAUCUUCAAAUGGUUCGCAACAGACUGGACAUUCAAGUACUUCUGCAGACGCCAUUACCUGAAAUAAAACGGAAGACAUGUUGGAAUUAAACCUCUACACAGUCAGGCUAACGAAGUAAUCUUGAGGGCAACAAUCAUGGCACUUUUUGCAAGCGUGGCUAAGGUUAGUCGGUUUGGUUGGGCCGGACCAAUGCUCAGCACUUUAAAAUAUCUGAGAAUUGAAGGUACUGUCUUUGCCCUUCACUGCAAAUAGCCAGAUCUUCGCGUGGCUCGGAUGACCACGUAGAAACACAUGUAUGCCAAGCUAACGAGUGAGAAUUGCUGUUACGUAACUGAAAUAUUAUAAGGCUUUGUAUAAGGAUUUGAGCGAUCGUUAUUUAGGGUUCAAAACAGCCAGAAAAUCCAUCAGAAUAUCUUACCUUGCCUCGUUGUCUUAUUUAUAUUGUGUUCUUAGCAUUUUUGGAGUAUCAGGGCGAUUUCAACGAGUUUAAGUAACACUUACAGACAGUAUCGUGCAGUGCCGGCUGUACUAAUAUGGAAAUUUUGUCUGCACCAAGAACUGCAAUAUAACAAAGUUAACAAUACUUCGUAGAUCUUAUAAGUAAUACCGGUAUAUAAGAAUUUGGCGAACCGGGGAUAACUUAUUUGUCCCUAUGACUCAAGUAUUAUCAGGACACUCACUUAGUAUGAUCAUCGCUUCGUCGUAAAAACUUAUUGCAUAUACCUCUUUUUUUUUAACAACCUUAUCAGGUCAUUAAAGCAGGGAAGUAGCCCUUCUAUGGAGUUUCGGUUUCGUGUUGUUGUAACAUGAGGUGUAACGUUAUGUGAUUUCUACAAAUAAAAACGUUGUUAUAGAAAAGGCAUCUUUUAAAUUUUUGGAUAAAACGUCUUAGGAUUCCAGUCAGUCAAAAUAGAAAAACAGCUUACAUUCAUUUCACUAUCAAACGGCUGCUUCAAAACAACAUACUGACUCAUGGCGAAGUCACAGUCGCACAAGAUCGGUACUCAAAAUGAUUUACCGAUUUGUUUGCGGUAAAUGUAAAUGAUUGUAAUGCACAGCAAAUUCAAACUCACCUACGACGUCGAGGGUUUGCAUAACUGUCUCGAAUUCUCCCAACUACUCGAGUGUUUAUAUCAGGCUAUUCAAACACAGGAAAAAAGUUUUCUAUUGCUUAAUAUUGCUUUUUCUAGAAAAAUACUGUUACUUUUCCGUUUACAAGCAAUUUAUUUGUAAACGUUAAGUUUCACAGUGCAUAAGGAAAUGUACCGAAUUUACGCGAAUUAGCGCCGCGGCGCUUAUUUGAGAGCAGAGCUUAAUACCAUAGCAAUACCGCUUAGUAAUGUAUUUACUCGAAUAAGCGCCGCGGCGCUAAUUAACUCCCCCACCCCCCUAAAUGCGGCGCUUAUUUGAGGGCGGGGCUUAAUCGAGUAAUUACUGUAAUUGGCAGCUUAAUAGUUUAUUACAUUUAGGGCAAAUUGUUAUUACAUUUAGGACUUUAUUAAAUUUAGGACAAAAUUUUAUUACAUUUCGGACUUUAUUAAAUUUAGGACCGUUUAUUACAUUUAGGCCUUCUACAGGCGUAACGAGAAACAGCGUAACGAGUUUUUACUUUUUUUCUUUUUUCUUUUUUCUGGAACGCGAUUUCUCCAAACUAUUGAGCCGGAUAAAAAUCAUACCUAAAUCGUUUUGUCUCAUGAAAAAGAUAUCCUCAUCUUGCAUCUUUGAUGAGGGAUACAUUCGUUUAGUAUACAGCUAUUUCGGGAAAGUUUGUCGGAAAAAAUAUGCACGCGACAAUCCCGAAAGGUAAUAUGGGAUAUGAUCAAUACACUGUUCCUGACGACUGUAGCUGUCGAACCUACUUUUGUUGCUUUCCUUUAGCACGCGCAAACACAUUUCCAUGGCCUUUCGUGCCAAUUCUUUCAAAUUUCUUUGAAAAAAAGAGAACUCGAAACCACCCACAAUGCCUUUCAGGAUUGUUGCGUGCACUUUUCCCGACAACCUUUCUCGAAAUAGCUGCAUACACCAGACCAAUUAUUCAAGAAUAUUCACCUCCUGGAGAGUGGAUAAUGUGUGAACUCGGUGUUUUUCCCAUUUUUUCAGGGAACGAUUGACUGUAUAACGGCUUCAGGUCGUUUAAUUUAUUCUCCAAAGUGUCUCCUGGAUCUGAAUAACUAACACCGAUUUUCUUUUGUAAGGGAAUGCGAUGGUUUCCUGCAAUGUUUUGUCAUGCUGGGCCCAGGUCGUUAGUGUUUCUUUUUUUUACAGGAUGUUAAAUUCUUAGUGAUUUACAGAUAAAAAAAUGAAGCUGCAUCAACUAUAGAGAAUUGCAUUGUGACAAAAUUGCUGAUUGGUUCUCCACGCUAACUUCAUCAGUUGCCGGGUCAGCUUUGUUCUUAGAUCCUUUUACAAGAGCACUCUAGUUGUCUGUGCCGUGGCGAGAACGGUAAGCCGUUCUGUCUAGCUGAGCUUUGACCUGCAUGGAUCGUUCGAAUUCAUUGAGAUUUCACCAUUAACGCCGUCCACAAGUUCCAAAAUACAAAAAAAAAAAUUAUUUUGCUUUCACACACGCGCCUUUAAAGUUCAUUUCCGCUUCACGGAAGGACAAACAUUUUAUUGGCCAAUUAUGACAGCUGAUGACAGCAUCAAAUGUCGGUGCGUGAACUCAGGCAUGACAGGCCACGUGGGCGGUUUUCAAAAUCGAGGGAUUUGUCUGCAAGCGUUUCCUUCCUUUCUUCCCCACCCCCUCCCCGUUCUUUUACUUGCGCCAUUUUUCGCGCGGUCUUUGACACUUAUUCCUCGUUCUUUGCUCCUAAACCGCACACACUUGCUACGCAGGCUAACGUAUACGCAAAAUUCAAUCCUUAGUCGUUAGCAGGGAUGCAUUUGACAACAAUAGAAAUUUAAGUUAUUAUGGAUCUCAGAGAUUUGGAUUGAACAGCAAGAAAUGUUUACUGGGAAAUGGAAAUACAAUAGCAGAGGUAUUCUGCCAAAAAUUUUCCAUGCGGAUGCACUUAUGACAAGUCUGGCUAGUCCAUUAGUAGCCCAUACUUUAAAACAUGAUUAAUUUAUUUGUCUUUCGUACGUCGUGCAAUUACAUCUUCUGAACACUCGGAGAGAAAACUAUCAAAAGCACAUAGAACAUAUCACUGUACCAAUUUUAAAAGGGAGACAAUAUAUUUGCCAACCAUGUUUUGUCGCACUUUGUAAUAAAAUUGUCGCACUCUGUAAUAACACUUGUCGCACUUUGUAAUAAACUUGAAAUGUACGGUCGGAGGACAAGUAAACCCAAUAAUUGUUAAUAUAGAGAUACAGCCAGGACUAAAAGCGUAGCUCUAGUCAAUAAAUUUAUAAUUCUUUCAAUCUUCAGGAUAAUUGAAGCACGCGCCUAACGAAUUAUGCUGUGGUUAUAUGGCCGGUAAACGGUCAAGGUUUUCAAAACACUGAAUGACCGGCAGUCUUAUAUUCUCAGUAAAUUUCACAAAAUCAAAAAAUCCCAGAUAAUCUAAAUUAUCAUAUGUCGAUUAAGAGAAGUCAAGCGAUCCUGAAAUGCUUUAUAGAUCUCAAGUAUAGCGUUUGGUUUACGCUGAGCUCAGAAGACUUUUUUCAAAACACUAAAUGACCGGCAGUCCUAUAUUCUCAGUAAAUUUUUACAAAAUCGAAAAAUCCCAGCUAAUCUAAAUUAUCAUGCGUCGAUUAAGAAAAGUCAGUCUAGCGGGUUUACGCUAGGCUCAGAAAACGAAACCAUGUUUUUUCACACUAAAAAAUUUUUUCAGCUCGACUGCCGGUCAAAGUUUUCAAAACACUAAAUGACCGGCAGUCCUAUAUUCUCAGUACAUUUUGCUUGACUUUUCUUAAUAGACAUAUGAUAGUUUGGUUUAGCUGGAUUAUUUCGAUUUGUGAAAUUUACGGAGAAUAUAGGACUGAGGGUCAUUUAGUGUUUUGAAAACCUUAACCGGCAGUCGAGCUGAAAAAAGUUCUAAGUGUCACAAAACAUCAUGGUUUCGUCUUCUGAACCCAGCGUAAACCAAUCGCUAUACUUGAGAUCUAUAAAGCAUUUCAGGAUCGCUUGACCGUACUACGGAAGCCGAAAAGGGACAAUCCAAAAAUAUUUUGCGAAUCCCAAAAAAUAUAUCAAAUCGAAAUAUUUUGUUCAAAAUCACUGUCGAAAAGUUUGACAAAUCUAAAAAACUAUUGCAAAUCCUAAGAAAAUUAGUGGAUAAAUAGUCUCUAUUAGAGACUAUUCUCAAUAGUCCGAAAAUAUUUUGCAAAUCCAUAAAAAUUAUUACAAAUCGCAAUUUUUGUACAAAUCAUUAUUGAAGAGUCUGGCAAAUCCUAAGAGACUUACUGGAUCAGCGAAUAAUUUUGUAUAAAACUCUAAAAUAGUUUACAGUCCAAGAAUCGUCGUGAAAUCCCAAAAAAUAUUUUGGAAAUCGAGAAAAAAGUUUUGUCACGUGCUACUUGUGCCAGCAGUCAGCCAGCGUCAUAAGGGCGUUUUCCCGCCAUUUCCCGCAUCCAAAAUGGCGAACGAAAGAUCUCGAGAAAGAGGUUAGAAACAUCUAGUACGAUGUUCUGUCACAGAUGUGGAAGAGAAUCUGGGAACAAUGAAAUAUUCUGCCGUUGGUGUGGAACACUAAAAAGGCGUGAACAGGAAAGUGUGUUGUACAGCACGGAAGGCGAGAGAUUGGCUAUAGAACAUUACUUUAAAAAGGGAUUUUGUUAUGAGACCAUUGUUCACUUUUCUGGCAGAAUACCAUGGGAUUUCAAUGAACGUGAGGACUUUGAAGAGAAGGCUACGUCAUUAUGGGUUACGAAGAAGAAAUCACCUUCAUUCAGAACGCACUGUUCGGGAAGUAAUCAAACGAGAAAUUGAGAGCCCUUUAUCACUUCUUGGAUAUCGUGGAAUGUGGAACAAGCUAAGAACAACCUACCAUGUUACUGUUCCUGGAGACAUGGUCAUGAAAAUUUUACGAGAGUUGGAUCCAGAUGCAUCCGUCCUUCGAAGGGCUAGAAAGCUGCACCGUCGAUCAUACGUCUCACCAGGGCCAACGCAACGUGGCAUGUCGAUAGCACGCGACAAAACUUUCUUUUUCGAUUUCCAAAACUUUCUUUUUCGAUUUCCAAAACUUUCUUUUUCGAUUUCCAAAACUUUCUUUUCGAUUUCCAAAAUAUUUUUUGGAAUUUCAUGACGAUUCUUGGACUGUAAACUAUUUUAGAGUUUUAUAAAAAGUCAUUUAAGGAUCCAAUAAGUUUCUUAGGAUUUGCAAUGUUUUUUUAGAUUUGCUAGACUCUUCAAUAUCAUGCGGAUUUGUACAAAAAUUGCGAUUUGAAAUAUUUUCGGAUUAUUGAGAAAGUUAUUUCUGGAUCCACUAAUUUUCUUAGGAUUUGCAAUAGUGUUUUACAUUUGUCAAACUUUUCGACGGUGAUUUUGAAAAAAUAUUUUGAUUUGAAAUAUUUUUUGGGAUUUGCAAAAUAUUUUUGGAUUGUCCCUUUUCGGCUUCCGUACUUGACUUUUCUUAAUCGACAUAUGAUAAUUUAGAUUAGCUGGGGUGUUUUAAUUUUGUGAAAUUUACUGAGAAUAGAAGACUGCCGGAACCGAUAGCCACAGCGAUAAAAAUAACAACAUCAUAAGACGUUUUUACAUAGAGAAUUCAUCAUUAGACGAGACUGUUCAGUCAGGUCAAUCUGCCAUUAUGAAGUACGCAGGGUAAUAAUGGGCUUUGAGCAAAAAUUUUCGAAAAAAAAUAUAUUUUAAUUCAAUUUACAAAAUCACCCAUUCGACAAGCCAAUUCUAAAUUUUGCCAAGCGCCGAAACUUACAAUGCGAGCCGUCGGGUAUUUGAAUGAACGCUGGUAAUGAGGACGAGGUCUCAGAAUCAUUUUCGUUUGCAUUUCACUUCUAAAACACCAUAUUCAUUUGAUACACAUUUGAUAACGCAUUUUAAGUACUCCCGCAUGCGAUGUUAAAAUCAAUGUGAUACUAUAGCCUCCUCGAAGCUCUAAGAUAGUAGUGCAGUCGUGCGCUUGGUUUGUUUUAUUUUCGCGACGUUAGGGCCUGUCACAGACUAAUAUGAUGCGUGAAGACAUUUUACACUAUUUUCACUUUUCAGUCAACAAAGAUAGUGAUGUCUAUGAUAUGUUUGCAAAUAGGCCUCGGCUGCAAUCAUUUAACUUCGGAGUGGGAAUGAGAGGGGUAAAGCUUUUGCUUGAAUGUAAAAAGAAUGAGGCUAAGAUUUCCGAACAUCCCCAUUCACUUUAAUAUGAAUACUGACAUGUUUCGACUCUAUUCGGUUAAACUGUUGAGGUGAGCAGUAUCUCUAACGAUUGUCUUGUUUAUGUUUUCGUAGUUUUGUAAUUGGCACUCUCUGGAAUUUAAAGAGUUACGUUUCUGAAUCAUCGAGCUGAACGAUGGCAGAAUUUGCUUGAAUCUCGCUGUGCAUACUGCCUUAUAACAACCCUCGCCUUCAUAUAUUCAUAUAAAAGACAAUCACUUACCUUAAGUGAGGAAAACAGCGAAACAAAGCGAGUGCAAGAGCUUCUCUCACACGACCUCUCCACCGACAACACUUCCGCCUUGUUGGCGGGAACUAUGUUUCGUCACAGAGGAAACAUUUCACUUCUGCACGUUAGGGUAGGGUGGGGUUAUGACACUUUUGAAAUACUUUCUGAAACUCUCUGCGAAAGCCUUACUUGAGGCUUUUUUACUAGUUAAAAAAAACAGCAAAUACACAAAGAAAAUUGACUCAGUCCUUUAAGGCCUUCGAAAAUAUGAAGUUUCACCCCACCGGUUAGUCCCUUCGUCCCCAGGAACACACGUGAUUUCCGAUGUGAAGCCCCCUAUGCACAAGUACAGUUAGGCUGCCGCCUUAUAAAAAUAUGAGACUAGAUGAUGACCACAAUGUAAAUAGAUUAUCCCAAUCUACUUAGCUUUUAAGUUUUUAAGUUUCAGAGUCUCCUUCUCCUUUAACUGAAGGAGAAGGAUAUUCUCAAACUAGUGGUAAAUUCUCCAAUGGUGCCGUAAUGUCCUUUGCCUUUUGACGUCACCACAACAUUAAAGAUAACUGUUAUCAACAAUUUGAGAAGCGUAUGCCCAGACGCUUCCUUCCCUUUUGCGCUUUUCUCCCUCUCCCCUCCCCUCACCUUUUUUCGCCUGCCACGCAGGCUAACCCAGAUGAAGCCUUUGUGCGAAAUAUACCAGUAGUACAGGUAAAAAGCUGAAAAAACGAAGAAACAAAACGUUGCUGGCAGAUCGGAAAAAAAAACUAGCCAAGCACCAAUUUCAACGUUUUAAAAUAAACGAAGUUCUGAGUGUUUUGAGAAAUUUUUUCCUCUGGGAAUGCCUGAAUAAGACUGAGUUUUCAGCCAAAGGGAGAGAGAAAAAAAGUGAGAAACACUAAUGUAUCGUGCGCAUUGCCUAAUAAUUCUAAAAGUUCUUUCUUGUUUUUGAAAAGUAUAGAUUGAGUUCUUUUGUUUUUAAAGAACAGACUGAGUUCUGUUUUAUUAUCAUAAUUAUUGUUAUUAUCAUUAUUAUCUUUAAUAUUAUUACUAGAAGUUCUCAUUGAGAAGGGAAGUGCUGCCGUUAGUUGCGAUGCGAAUAGGACAAAGACAGUUUGUAGUACAGUUAAACAUAUGAAUUCUUUUUUAUUAAAGUCAAUAACUUAGACUUUCUGGCAUUAUGAAACACUCAGAGCGUUAUAUAAAAAAUGAUAUAAGCUCAAUGAUCUAUGAUGGCAUCAUAGAUCAUUGAGCUUAUAUCAUUUUUAGAAUUCUGCUUUUAAAGAUGUUUAGCGUUUUCACUGAUGUUAAAUCUGGAGGUAAUUUUUGCCAUAACUUAGGCCCAAGAUACCUUAAAGAAUGUUUACCAUAUGUUACAGUAUUAUGUCUAGGAAUAGAGAAAUCCAAAUGUCGUAAAGAAUAAGAAGAGUUAUGAUUAUUGAAAAGAUUACAGAUACAAGUUGAACAUAGAUUGUGCUUCACUUUGUACAUAAGGAUGCAAAUAUCCUGAAGGCGCCUAUUCAACAGUUUUUUUAGCAGUUAUUUAUUAGCAGUAAAUCGAAGUAAACAUGCUUAUGCUCUCAUGUAGCUGAACGUUUUUGCGUUUAGAGGGUUUUUUCUUUCAUGAUAUUCACAAAACACAAGGAAGGCGUUUGAGCAAAUUGGGCUACAGAAUACGAAAAAUAUGUGGCGGGAAAGUGUACUCGCGCACGCGCACCUUUGGCGCGAAGUACACAAAUCGAAUAUUAGAAUCACGAAAUGGCACCCCAAGUAUAAAAUAUUAAAUUAUAUAAUGAAACACAACUUUUGUUUACGCGAUUUGCUUACCAAGUCUAAUCGGACUACAUUAGAGUCUUAUAAAGUAGAGGAACGAACUUUUGGGACACCAUGUAAAGUCAAUAACAUCACCACUUAAUUCACAGACGACAUUGCAGUGUUACUGACAAAUCAGGUUCCGGUUGUUCAAACUUUGUAUAGCGCUAUCCACCGGAUAAAUCGCUAUCCAGUGGAUAAAUAUUAGGGAAAUCAAUUUCGUUAUCCACUGGAUAGUGAUUUAUCUAGUGGUUAGCGCUACCCACCUUUUGAACAACUGGGCCCAGGUCAAUAACUACCACACAGGUUGUCGAAAUAUCAGUCACUGUCUAUUCAGUGUAUUCAAGACCACACUCACCCGGAUGAUCAUAUACCUAAUUAUGUUCCAGCUCCAUAACUUUUUCCAUAUAUAAAGCUGGUGAAUACUUUAUCAUUAGGCUGAAAGACAUGUCACCGCAAAAGGACUGCCAUGAACGUGAACACCAUCUAAGCACACGUUCAACAUGUAAUGCCCUGGCGCCGCAUCCGUGGGGACAGUGUAAGUAGCCAAAUAACUACCAUCGCCUCUGUCCUUUACAUUUCCAGUAACCUUCUCGUUACCAAACUUGUCUUUAAGCUCCACCAUAAACAAGUCGCCACCACGAAGCCGGCGACGCUUUUGGGCGUCAUGAGCAAAGAUAAAAAUGGAAUUCUCAAAUCCUGUUCGCGUUGUAAGUGAAUCCCGUGCCAUCCACUCUUGUGUUUUCUGCGCAGGUUGAGUCAGUCGUCAAUGACGCUAGCUCCUUUAUUGAGCGCGUCCAGUAGCUCAUGGAAUGACAUACGACCAGCCCGAAGGAUAAGCUUUGGGACAAACUGGACCUUUGGCUCAAGCACCAUUGGUUGGUUUUCUGUGUCCCUAAGCGUCGCCUCUAAAGCAGACCUGGCAACGAGAAGCUCAGGAUCGUGACGGGACUGGAUGCUGGACAAAACACUCUGGACAGUACUCACUAAGCUUUCUUGAAAUUUUCGUAGGCGGUCUUGUUGCUCUGAGAGGAUGGCUGCCUUACUACUGUACAGCUGUUCUAACUCAUUUGUCAAGUGGUUCUCUCUGGCAGUGAUUGCGGCAUAAAUCUGUAAGACAAAGCAUACAUAACAUCUAAGCAAAUAUUCUAUGCAAAUGGCUCAAAAUAGCUUGAUGAGGAAGUAUAUUAUUUUAAAUUCUGAUUUCCUCCGUGGUAUUGCAUUGUUUGUGGGCGCGACAGAGAAACCCAUUCAUACAAGAAGGCAGCAAGGCCGGUUAGCAGUAGUCCGUGUAUAGAGAAUGAGUAGGAUAAGUUAUAACUUCAGGUUCAGUGAAAAUGCUCAUAUAAAAUGCGUUUUCGUCUGAAAACGUACACAUUUUGAUGCGUCGCGGCCUUCGUGCAUACAUUAAAAAAAGUUACUAAAAUUUUAAACCGGCGGGUUGUCAAAAACGCCCUCUAAAAUGAAUGUUUUAAUAGUUGUCAAUUGUUUUUGUGUGGGUGGGCAAACUCAAAGGCAAACGAAAGCGCAAAAACGCUGAUUUUAUAACCAGUUUAAUACUCAGGACCCGGCUUCGUACGUUUGUUGUUCCCGCGCUUUAAGAAAGUACCUGUUUUACCUGUUUUCUCGAAGAUUCUCGAAAAGCACGUAGCCAGCUCCCUUUUUAAAUUUGUGCACGUGCGAGAUAACAACUUGUUAUACGAGCUCCAAUCAGCUUUUAGGUCAGGACAUUCUACAGAAACAGCCCUGAUCAGACUUACAGAUCAUAUAUUAACAAACAUGGACAAUGACAAGUUGACUGGUUUGGUAUUUAUAGAUUUUCGCAAAGCCUUUGAUGUAAUCGAUCAUCAACGUCUUCUAACAAAGGUCUAUUUACGGGGUUUGUCCCUCUUCCGUCGCUUGGUUUAAAUCGUACCUGUCUGAGAGAAAGCAGUUUAUUACUUUAGGGAAAGUUAAAUCUGAACAGCUGACCGUAAAGCAGGGUGCGCCCUAAGGGUCAAUUUCACGUCCGGUGCUUUUCCUUUUGUUCGUCAACGAUAUGCCUCUUAAUGUUUACAAAUCAACUAUGGACAUUUAUGCAGAUGAUUCCACCUUGUCUUCAAGUUCAAAUAGAAAAAUCAUUUCAUCACUAAUCCAAACCGUUAUCUUAUGAUAUGGCAGAGAUAGAGAGGUGGGCGAGAGGUAACAAAAUGUACGUAAAUACGCAAAAAACAAAAGCUUUGUUGGUUACGGGAAUGCGUCCACGGAGGCGUAUGGACCACGAUUCAGGAAAGCUGGAAGUAUACCGCUGAAAUUAUACCUAACCUUUUCGAUAAGACUCCUUUAGCUUACACCAGUUUUUUCAUCGCAUGUUUUCCUCAACCAUGUUACCACGUGGCAUAGGUUGGUUGAUGUUACUUAAAAUGUAACUCACCUUUCACUUGGUCAUAAGUACGUUUUAGAGUUUGUUUUUCAGAAUCUUUUCAGUAGUUUGUCUCUUUGUUUUUAUAUAGUUUCAGCUUUUGUUUGUAUUUCGACCUUAUGGUUCUACGGAUCUUUAUAGUUCAUCGAACUGUUUUCGCUUUGUUUUUAGAUGUAUCGUUUUAUAAUCUCGAAUUUUGUACUUGUUAAUUCGUUUUCGAUUAUUUUCUUAAGUCUUGAUUCGUUUACCUUCUUCGGCUUAGUCUUAGUGUAACUUGCAACUUUGCUAUGGAAUGAUUGGAAUGUAGUUUGUAAGUUAGAAAUUAGCUUAGCCUUUUUUGUAUUUCAUGUUUCAGUUUACGAUAAGGACUUGGAUCCUAUGAUCACGUUGAAUAAACGAUUCAAGACUCCUGUCCGUAAAAUAUUUCCUCGCUUUAUAGUGUGUCGUCGCUUGCGAACUCAAGGUCGUUUUCGUAAAUUGCUUCGCUUGUGUUGGCCGCUACAUGGACAGCGUUUGACUUUUAUUGGGUGGGGAGGGUUCCUUAAACAAAGGGAAACCUACCUUCCUGAAAAAGCCAUGAAUUUGGGCUUCUUUUUCUUCAUACGCUUUUUUCAUGUCAAGAUUCGCUUGCUUCACUCUAGCUUCUGCAGUUUUAAUCACCUCGGAACGAGCGCUAACUUUAGUGGCAAGUUCCUGCAUUUCCUGACGGCAUUUUGAAGCAGCCUCACCUAAAGAUAAACAAUUGUGACCUUGGUGAUCAAGCUUCAUGCAUCCACUACAAACCACGUGACCGCAGGCCUCGUCAAAUAAACGGAAUGGCUCGCUAUGCUUUGAACACAAUGCAGUUGCAGUGGCUGAUUCCAUUGAGAUGAGUUGGUGAUCACAACUUGCUUUGCUGCGACUGUGAAAGCGAGCUGCAUCCUUACACAUAUCUUCUUCGCAGUUGAAGCACCAGAAGAUUGCCGGAUGCUUAUCAUCACAAACCUCGCAAUCGAAUAAACUUUCACCUUCUUCUUGUGGAGGUUUGACAUCGAUGAUGCUUAACAAUGCAAAAUUCUUUGGUAACCCUACGACUCCAUCUUGAGAUACGUUAACUUCAACUCUGCAAGUGGGACAGGGAAUUUUAUCAUCCACAGUGAGUAACCGCUGUAGGCAGCUCGUACAAAAACUGUGACCACAAGUCAGCAUACGAGGGCAAAGGUUUUGAUCAUCAUAACUCUCACAACAAACUAGACACUCAAGUACUUUAGGAGACGCCAUUGUCUGAAAAAAGGAAGAAGAAGACAUGUUGAGAGUAAGGCCCGGUUCAGACGUAGAACUUUUCAUGUACCCGAAUCUAAUUCUUUCAGUUAGAACGUGAAAAGACUAAAUCGAUGUACAUUAAGUUCGAGUGGUCCACAUGAAUUUCGACUCUGUCGAACCGUAGAGCGACCUCGUUUCAAAUGUCGAACUUUUUUAUGUGCCGAAUCUUAAUGCAAAAGCUACUAUAAUUUAUUUUGAUUAGAAAGCGUUUGAGUCAACAGUCGAAUUUUUAGGCUGUGAACAUCUCUCUUUUUUUUCGUAGUCUUUCGAACUCAACGCGCCAGACACGAAAAUGACCAUGUGCCUGAUGAAAGACGCGAGACGGAAGAGACGCUCGCGCGCGCAUGCACUGCCCUUAUUUACUAAAUCUGAAAAAAAAAACAGAGUGAGAGAGACUGCUCGCAGUCAUCGUCAUGGGGUCAACCCAAAUGAGUAAUAAGUUCGGUACAUGAAUAGCCUGAAUUUCAUCCGAUUACUUCGAGUCGUUAUUACUCCCUCAGUACUGGGGGAGCAAUAACGACUCGAAGUAAUCGGAUGAAAUUCAGGCUAGGUACAUGAAAAGUUCAAAGUUUUUAAAAGGGCCCAACCUCACAGUCAGGUUAACAAAGUAAUCGCGUUGGCAAGCUUAGAGCGAUGGGCUGUUGAGCAUGAGGUGAUGGGUUCGAUCUCCGGGGGCUCAGGGGACCAAACCGACACCCCUUUCGAGUGGUUAGAAGGGUUGGGGGUUGGCGUCGUUGUUUUAAGCACUUUUUGAAAUACACAUAUUUUUCGAGAUUGGUAAAGGUCAUUAUUAGGAUAUUACAACCAUUUUUACGUUUUUCUUUCAUUAGGAUUCAUUUAUUUAUUUUUUCCCCUUGAAUUGUUAUACCGUUACUCGUUUUCUCGUUACUCCGUCACUCGUGACUCGUUACUCUGUUUAGUAACACCCAGUGGGCAAAGAUAGCAAUGUCUGUGAUAUGUUUGCAAAUAGGCCUGGGCUGCGACCAUUUAACUUCGGAUUGGGAGAGGGGUAAAGCUUUAGCUUGAAUGUAACGUUUUCCCACGAAGUUAAUUAAUGUCGUCGGCUAUGUCGGUUGAAAGAAUGCACGUCGCUCAAAACUUUCUUGAAUCGCUUCAACUUUCGACUUAGUUGAAAUGCAAAGUAAAGUGACUUGAGAUUAGACCUUCACUGCCUUCACACUUACGUUUGCUAUUAACUUGAAACUCUAAAUGAAAUCGUUAUAAAUAGUAGAAAGACUGAUACAUUAAGUCUGAGGUGUUCAGUACAGUCAAUGCGACUGGAAGAACUUUGACUUUAAAUUAAUCUCUCGUUGUUAUUGAUAAAAUAACUGAACCGAAAACUUUUCCGUGUCGUCACUGAAGUCAAUCCAACAAUAUAUAGAAUGCUUUAAACUAGUGAAGUGCAGCCUCGAAUUGAAAACAAAGUACAGUACUCACUAAAGCUUAAAUUUACAAAGAGCCUAAGCGACCGACAACCCGUCAAGGUUUUCUAAUCACUGAAAAAUGUCUUACAUUCCAAUAUCUAGACUUGAAUCUGCGGGUAGAUAAAGCGAACUAGGUAAGCAAUAUCCUAUAGAUGUUCAUAUCAGGUUACAGCCAUUAAGUGUUUAGGAAACUCCGACCGGCAGACGGUCGUAUAACCACAGCGUUAAAUGGUAUAAAAAGCGAUAAAAUGUCAUCAAGACUCAAACUGAUGCCAAAACGAAUGUGACUUUGCGAGUGAAAGGGUUAUACAACGGUAUCAUGCAGAAUAAGCUUGAAUUAGUCUAUUCUACCACCUUACAACAAGCUUUGCCUUGCAAUAUAUUUAUCAAAGAAGUUGUACGUACCUCAAGUGAGGCAAAAGGCUCGAUAGAGUGAGUACCGAAACCUUCUGGCGGAGGUUGGGCGUUGUUGUCGGGAAGUAGGUAGCCUGCGUGAGACAAACCCUUUUACUUUUGCAGGGGAGGGGAGGGAGGGUGCUUGAACGUGAAGCAGAUAGAGUGUUUUCACAUGACGUCACGGCGGCCAUAUAGGUGUCGCAAAACAAUGAAACGGUGGCCAUGUUGGUGUCCCAAACCAGUCCUGUGAGAGUUAAACUCUUUUCUUAUGUAAACGCUUUCUUUUGUUAAAAUAAAUUUGCACAGACGCUGGCCACGUGAGUGAAAACGCUCUAUACUACAACUUUCCACGAAAAUUGACCUGAGGCUUCGUUUGGAGUUAAACAGCAGCAGAAGCAGCGGCGAGCUCACACUGGUAAAAACAGAGAGAAAAUCAAAUUCAGCCAACAGGUUCUUUGGAAAUAUUCAACCAUAGGUGCCUCGUCCGCAGUCACCUUCCUUGCGCGCGGUUAUUAGUGUGCGCAGUUCCUGGGUACGAGUCAUUUACUAAGACCUAGCCUGAAAUUUAUCCGAUUGCUUCGAGUCGUUUUCUCCUCUCAACAACGUCUGAAUCGACCGGCCGUUAAUGCCGCCCAGUGACGUCACUCACUACCCGAAAACCGGGUAGUGAUUUUGAUUGGUUGAUUGUCUAAACAUUCGCAUAAUUAUGUAUAAUUAUGAAAAAUUUUAGCGGGAUUGUCGCUUGAUAUUCAGCGGAUCACAUCCCUUGCAUUCUUUCGUUUAGUUCAAACACUUCGAUAAGCUUAAUCUUUAUCUUAAACAGCAAAAUUGCCCUCGUCUUCGAAACUGAAAUGCUACAUUGAACUGCGAAAGAAGAAUCAUUGCGGAGAGUCGGUAGGUUUUUCAUUUAGAGCCGCUUUGUGGUUUCGGCUGCCGGUGAUUUUGUUUACGCGAAGUUUUGUGAGAUCAAUGUUAUAAUUGGACCUUGCUAUUUUUACCGUCAAGUGUGAUGAUUCUGUUAGCUUUUCUUUCUUGUCUCCUUGUUUUUUUUUUUUCUUCGUUAAGGACCAAAUAGCUUCUUUUCAAUUAAAGCUAAUCAUUGUGUUUUUGAACUAAGUGUUCCGUGUGCGUGUUUAUUUCAUUGCGUGAUUGCGACCGAGUUUGAUUAUAGAAUUCAGUACAACCGGUCACGGGUGUCUAGAAAACGACGACCUAGAAAACGAAGACCUACGACCUAGAAAACGACGACCUACUAGAAAACAACGACCUAGAAAACGGUGACCUAGCAAAACGACGACCUAGAAAACGGUGACCUAGAAAACGAAGACCUAGAAAACGACAACCUAGAAAACAACGACCUAGAAAACAACGACCUAGAAAACGACGACCUAGAAAACGACGACCUAGAAAACGACGACCUAGAAAACGACGACAAGGAAGGGGUAGCUCGAAGGAUUAAG